Messenger RNA from Podarcis lilfordi (Lilford's wall lizard), 65549 nucleotides. NCBI's taxonomy places the organism in Eukaryota, Metazoa, Chordata, Lepidosauria, Squamata, Lacertidae. The record is from the annotation of a GenBank genome assembly.
AUGGACAGCUUGUAUUUGUUUAUAAGUUCUGUGUUUGCUCACAUGUUGCCAACUGAAUAGAUUCUUGGGUUGUAUCUAUAUGACAGUCUUUUCUUUCCCUCUCCCCAGAGGCCCAAAGAACUACACAAGGGAUCUUGCUGGGUUUAAUGCUCUCUAAAGAUAUCUCAGCAUAUCACCUGUGUCUUGCAUCACAAUGAUCUAAUGUCAGUUUGCAGUAUGAAUACAUCCAUUGUGAUGUCACACAUUGAACAGCAUCGCAGGAGGUCUGAUUAAGUGCAAGGAGACCACUGUAGCAGGUGAGAAGGAAAGUGCUUCUCAGGCCAUUUGGGCUCAGGAACUGUUGUCUUCCAUAGGUCUGCUGGUCUUCUGUUAUUCUUCAGGAGCUAUGUUUACAACCUCAAAGUCCUAUCAACCCUGACUUAGAUGAGAUUUGUGGCCAUCAGGUCAACAAAGAUUCAGCAUGGUAGGUAACAUUUUAUUGACCAUGUCCCCCACCCCCCCAGACCUUCAUACCCAACCAUAAAGAGGCAGAUUCUUGUUUCUUUGUUAAGUCAGGAAACAGAAAAGUAGUGGCUACAUAGCUCUAUUAAUGAAUUUGUUUAAAGCUCAGAAAAAAGUAACCCUGUGUGCGUGCAUUUAAAAGGUGAUUUAGUAUCAAGCCAUUUCCAUGGUUGGCAGCCAUAGUGGUGAUUGCUGAAUGCGUAAGUCAGGCACUUAAAGAUCUUAUGUUACAGGUUGGAACCACAAGAGGUUUUGAUUUAUUUAAUAACACAAAGGAAAAGAUCAGACGAGCAGAGAUAAACAGGCACGCAUGUUUUUUAUUAUUUCUGCCCUCCAGAAUUAAAUUUAUUAUUUCCAAUCAACAGCAACAGUUGGUUUUUAUUCCCUUUCAUAUUCCUGUAGCCUCCAAAAAUAACAUAGCUAAGCCAUGCUGACACAUAGUUUAAAUAAACAGUGCUAUUGAAGAUUUUUUCCUUUAAAAAACAAAACAAGAAAACGAGCAGCUGAAAAUGUUACAGUACCUGUCAACCUGAAUUUUAUCUUUAGUUAUAUUAUAGUUUUACUUUAAAUUACGAUAAUUGUGUUUUAUGUUCACUUUAAAUGUUCACACUUCAUUUAAUUAUUAUUAUUUAAUACUUGUUAUGUAACUGUGUUUGUAAUCAGAAUGCCUACUAUAACAGCCAAAUGGUUUUAAAAAGAUUUGAUAAUAUGGUAAGUUGAACUUAAACCUUUUGUCCUAGUAAACUCUUGUAUGUUGAUGUUUCCCUAUGAAGCCACAAGACCGUAGGAGAAAUUUGUCAAUGGACAGAUACCAACCAUACAUGUAGUUGUCGCUUUGUUGAUGGAAUAUAAUUAAGAUUUCUUAAUGAUUUGCACAGCUGGGGUACUGGGUCAUGUAUCUCUGAGUCCUCUUGGUUCUUUCCAAGCUGCUUUUCAUACUGUGACAGGAGAAUGAAUAUUAUGGGCCUCUUCAGAAAAACCCUACAUUCAUUCAGUGAAUGCCCUUGCCCUGAUGUAUGUGCAGCCAAUGGCAUCUGUACAGAGACCCAGUGUGGUGCAGUGAUUAGAGUGUUGGACUAGGACAUGGGAGAACGGCGUUCAAAUCCCUACUUGGCUAUGAAGCUCACUGAGUGACCUUGGGUUUCUCAGCCUGACCUACCUCACAGGGUUGUUGUGUGGAAGAAAUGAAGAGCGAGAAAACCAGGCACGCCAUCUUGAGCUCCUUCGAGAAAGAGGCAGAAUAUAAAUGCAAAUAAAUAGACUACAGGCGCAAAAGGGGAUGGGAAUCUGGCAAAGUGAUCUGUGCAAGGGGAUCACAUGGGUGGACCCCAUGUGAGGUCGAUUUCCCUACUAAGUACAGUGGUACCUCGGGUUACAGACGCUUCAGGUUACAGACGCUUCAGGUUACAGACUCCGCUAACCCAGAAAUAGUACCUCGGGUUAAGAACUUUGCUUCAGGAUGAGAACAGAAAUUGUGCAGCGGCAGUGGGAGGCCCCAUUAGCUAAAGUGGUACCUAAGGUUAAGAACAGUUUCAGGUUAGGAACGGACCUCCAGAAAGAAUUAAGUUCUUAACCCGAGGUACCACUGUACAGAAGUUAGUCUACCAAGUACCACCCAUUGUCAGGAAAGAUAUGAGCUGCGUCUUUGGCCUCUUCCCUCUUGUGCUUUGACUGAGCCAGGAGAAGAAUAUAAUAGUCACCCAAAACUUUGCCCCCAAACUGUUGUACUGUAGAAGGCAGAAUGCCCCAAGCCCUCCACUGAUUUUUGCUUUUCCUUCAGGAAUCGUGUUGGUAUAUCCAUUUCAUAUGUUAUCUGAAAUAUACUCAGAGUUGAGAGUGGAUUUCAUGCUCUUUAUUCAGCUCAUAGUGGUGAGGAGGAAUGAAAGUUCCCCCAAAGUAUCUGCUUUAUAUACAUUAUUUACACAAUGGGCUGCACGUGAUUGGCUCAUUCUGGGAUUCUCCUGUAGGCCAAUCAGGUUGUGAAUUCACUUCCAUCUGGAGCUGGAUUGGAUGGCUCCUGCAGACCAAUCAGACUGCUGCAUUCUGAAUCCUAUUGUUCUAGGACCAAUCAGACUGCUGCAUUUUGCAUCCUAUUGUUCUAGGCCCAAUCAGACUGCUGCAUUUUGGAUCCUAUUCAACUCAGUACAUAACACUAUCUGUAUGCAAUGAGCAGGGUAUACAGCAGGAGCUGGAAACGUGCAGUCUUCCAAACCUUUUGGGACUCCAACUCCCAUCAGCCCCAGUCAGCAUAGCCAAUGGCCAUGGGUGAUCAAUGGAGGCCAGCGACAUCUGGAGAGCUAGAAGUUCCCCAUCCCUGUUGCAAGGGCUAGUCACAGCAUCUCCCUUCCUACUCCUACACAUUCCCAAAACCAAGAAUCAUCUCGUGGGCAUGCUGAGAAUCAGAGGGCGGCUUGGCGUACCUGUAUCUGAUGCAUGAGACCACAAAUCCUUCCCUCACUGCGGCUCUCUUGAGGGGAGGUGAUUUGUGGGGGCAUUCUCAGCAACAAAUAUAGUAGCAUGAAAAUUGAGCGCUGGACUGUCAGACGUCCUGCGGUUAGAUGUUUCAUACACGCAGCCGUUCUUGCUAAUGUCAGUGGGCGGAAAUAAAGGAGAACUCCAGCCUCAAGCAUUUUCAUCUCUCCCCCCCCCCCUUUUCUGGCUUGGCCCUAGUACAGAGCUAGAGUUGUGAAAGCAAGGGGCAGAGCAAGAUCACAUUUUACAUUGCCAUGCUGUGGUUCGUGCACUGGAAGGACUAGCGAGUGGGUGUUAAGACAACUGGGAGCUAUAAAGAAUGCUAUUCUGGCUGAUCCAGGGAAGCAGGCUGAAACGUUUUGGUCAUGUUGAGAAGGCGACUAGCUGAAGAAAGCAUUUUGUGCUGGCAGGAUAUCAGGCAAGGGACCCUUUCAUGUAGAGAAGGAGCAGCUCCGAACAGACAUGUCCUCCAGGUCUUUUAAAGCUGCUGGAAAGGAUCAAAUUUUUUGCUUUUGGUAACAAGUGAGGGACUCUGCCUGCCCCCGCUCUGCCUGCCCCCACUGCUGGUUUUGCUCUCUUCGUUUCAUUGUCUUUCUAGCCUGCCCUGUCUCCAGUGAGUUCAAUUUAAAAUUAAUGCAAAAAGUAUCCAACAAAAUUUGACGGAGCUAAACCAUAUGUUUAACAAAACACAUCAACCUCACACUCAUCCCAAGGCCAACCAAGUAUGGCCACACCAGCACCCCUUGUGUUCUUUCUCAUCGUUUGAGGUAGAGCCCCUAUCUUCAAACAUCCUGUAUAUAUGCAAGGAGGUGAUCACCCUGUGUCUGGGUCAUAGCAUCUUUGGACUGAAGAUGGAGGCUCACAGGAGUUAGUGCUCCUCCGCAGAAAUAUAAGAAAUGAAUUCUUUACACAUAGACAAUGAGCAUGCCAAGGAGAGGGAAGGGCUAGAACUUUCAGAGGUAGUUUCCCAAGGUGAGAUUAUGUUUUUUACGGAAGAGCAAUGAAUUGCACCAGUCCCCCACCCCUUGCCCAGAUACAGGUUGCCCAACUCAUGGAGACUUAGGGUGAGUUCACAUGACCACCUUAAAGAGCAGAGGAGUUAUUUCUACUCCCUCCAGCUGUUCACAUCUGCACAGCUUCAAUUGAUUUUGGUCUGUGCACACAGCAGAGGGUGUUGACCUGACAGGGAUUAUCUCAACCCUAUGCAAAGGCCAUGUGGCUAAGGACAAAUUAGGAACUACAGUGGUACCUCCAGUUACAUACGCUUCAGGUUACAUACGCUUCAGGUUACAGACUCCGCUAACCCAGAAAUAGUACCUCGGGUUAAGAACUUUGCUUCAGGAUGAGAACAGAAAUCAUGCUCCGGCGGUGCGGUGGCAGCAGGAGGCCCCAUUAGCUAAAGUGGUGCUUCAGGUUAAGAACAGUUUCAGGUUAAGAACGGACCUCCGGAACGAAUUAAGUACUUAACCCAAGGUACCACUGUACAGUCUGUGUGAAGCUAGUUUGAGAAACAAUGCAUCGGACAGUGCUAUAUUGUAACAAAAGGAUACACACACAUUUUGGGUAAUGUCAUGUGGACUCUUUAAAAACUCAGCGGCGUAUGCCUGCUCAGUCUGCUGUUGAUGGGCGACUUCUUGCUUAUCUUUCCACUGGACUUGGACCUGGCAGUUCUUCAAACAGAGGUCUGUCUUCUGUUAAGUAGGACAUAUGGCCAUUGUAGACAGCUGUGCUGCUUAGAACACUACAUUGUCGUAGCUACUUGUGAGCAAAUGACUUAAUGAGCUGAUGCAGCAAUGCCCUUCACAGGGCCUGUCCAAACAUUUGAGGGGGCGACUGUGGAAAGUUUGCAUUAGAGAAAGGCAACUGACCUUAAUCGCUCGGCAAAGGAACCCAGAAAUACAGUGCAUAUCACAAAUAGGUCUUGAGAUGAAGUGGGGGUUGUAGCAGGGACAUCCCUCUCUUUCUCUCUCUGACACACGCAAGCAGCAGACAGACAUUAUGGCCUCUUUUUCCAAGACGCACCCUCUUUUUCAUGGGUAGAGUCGUCAUAGCGAUCCAUAGUUAAAAGUAGAAGUUGGAAAAUGUGUCCUCUUCAGAAUAUGGCAACCGUAUAUGACCAAUUUUUUGAUAUAGUCAUUUGAUUCUACCUCUUACAAGUACUAUGGUCACCACAAUAGCUGUCGUAAUGUAUUCCAGAACAAAGAACAAAAAUUGACGGGAAUAAUUUUCUUCAUAGAAUCAUUGCCAGGGUGGGAAAUAAAUGUAAUAAAUGGGUAAUGAAAUCCCCGGUAAUUAGAAUCAUAGAAUCAUAGAGUUGGAAGAGACCACAAGGGCCAUCGAGUCCAACCCCCUGCCAAGCAGGAAACACCAUCAGAGCACUCCUGACAUAUGGUUGUCAAGCCUCUGCUUAAAGACCUCCAAAGAAGGAGACUCCACCACACUCCUUGGCAGCAAAUUCCACUGUCGAACAGCUCUCACUGUCAGGAAGUUCUUCCUAAUGUUUAGGUGGAAUCUUCUUUCUUGUAGUUUGGAUCCAUUGCUCCGUGUCCGCUUCUCUGGAGCAGCAGAAAACAACCUUUCUCCCUCCUCUAUGUGACAUCCUUUUAUAUAUUUGAACAUGGCUAUCAUAUCACCCCUUAACCUCCUCUUCUCCAGGCUAAACAUGCCCAGCUCCCUUAGCCGUUCCUCAUGAGGCAUCGUUUCCAGGCCUUUGACCAUUUUGGUUGCCCUCCUCUGGACACGUUCCAGUUUGUCAGUGUCCUUCUUGAACUGUGGUGCCCAGAACUGGACACAGUACUCCAGGUGAGGUCUGACCAGAGCAGAAUACAGUGGCACUAUUACUUCCCUUGAUCUAGAUGCUAUACUCCUAUUGAUGCAGCCCAGAAUUGCAUUGGCUUUUUUAGCUGCCGCAUUACACUGUUGGCUCAUGUCAAGUUUGUGGUCAACCAAGACUCCUAGAUCCUUUUCACAUGUACUGCUCUCAAGCCAGGUGUCACCCAUCUUAUAUUUGUGCCUCUCAUUUUUUUUGCCCAAGUGCAAUACUUUACAUUUCUCCCUGUUAAAAUUCAUCUUGUUUGUUUUGGCCCAGUUCUCUAAUCUGUCAAGGUCGUUUUGAAGUGUGAUCCUGUCCUCUGGGGUGUUAGCCACCCCUCCCAGUUUGGUGUCAUCUGCAAAUUUGAUCAGGAUGCCCUUGAGUCCAUCAUCCAAGUCGUUGAUAAAGAUGUUGAAUAAGACCGGGCCCAAGACAGAACCCUGUGGCACCCCACUAGUCACUCUUCUCCAGGAUGAAGAGGAACCAUUGAUGAGCACCCUUUGGGUUCGGUCAGUCAGCCAGUUACAAAUCCACUGAGUGGUAGCAUAGUCAAGACCGCAUUUUACCAGCUUCUUUACAAGAAUAUCAUGGGGCACCUUGUCAAAUGCCUUGCUGAAAUCAAGGUAGGCUACAUCCACUGCAUUCCCUUCAUCUAGCAGGCUUGUAAUUCUGUCAAAAACGAGAUCAGGUUAGUCUGACAUGACUUAUUUUUCAGAAAUCCAUGCUGACUAUUGGUGAUCACAGCAUUCCUUUCUAGGUGCUCACAGACUGUUUGCUUAAUGAUCUGCUCCAGAAUCUUCCCUGGUAUUGAUGUCAGACUGACUGGGCGGUAAUUAUUUGGGUCCUCUCUUUCCCCCUUUUUGAAAAUAGGGACAACAUUUGCCCUCCUCCAGUCUGCCGGGACGUCGCCUGUUCUCCAGGAAUUCUCAAAGAUGUAGACCCCUAAUGUAGACCCCUAAAAUAAGACACUAUGGAGCCAUACUGUCACUUCCUUGGCCAAAUGCUGAGGGUGAUCUUGAUAAGCUGUAUUUGCUAAGGGUUCCUGGAACUGAAGCUCUGUGCCGGGUAAACCAUGGUUCCUAGGAAUCCUUAGGGUGGGAUGUGCUUUAAAUGUAUGUUGUGUGUGCAGCUAAAGCAAGAAAUAGUCAAAGAAGAUAAUGCUGUAAGAAUAAAUGACUUCACCUACCCUCACAUUGGCUUCACACACACACACACACACACACACACACACACACACACACACUCCAGCCCUGCCUAGUGGUAUUAUAUCCAUAUAGCAUUAUUGGUUGUUAGGCUGUGGCUGAGAGAGAAGCAUAAAACAAACUUGCACUGUGCUCUCUACUGCUGUUAUCACCAUGCUGGAGGUUGAGGAGGGUCAGGUGAGUGGGGGGCGGGGAGUGAGAAAUGUCCCUAUUUUCACCUGAGGAAUGUUGGAUGGUAUGACAAGUUUAUCCAGUGACUUUCCCUUCUUUUGAAAAAGGAAGGAGUAAUUGGCAAAAAUGUAUAAAUCAAAAUCAAAUAAGUGUUGGAAGUGCAAAGAGAAAGAAGGUACUUUCUAUCACAUGUGGUGGUCUUGUAAGGUUAAAGCUUACUGGGAGAUGAUAUAUAAUGAAUUGAAAAAGAUAUUUAAAAUAACAUUUGUAAAAAACAACAACCCAGAAGCUUUCCUUUGGGAAUUAUAGGGGUAGAAUUACCUAAACAAUAUAGAAAUUUAUUCACGUAUGUGACUACAGCGGCAAGAAUGUUAUUUGCCCCAAAAUGGGAAGAAGUCCCGACGAGAGAAGAAUGGAUACAAAGACUUAUGGACUAUGCAGAAAUGGCGAAACUUACCAGAAGAAUAAGAAAUCAAGAUAACAAAGGUUUUUUUAUAUAAAAGAAUGGAAAUGGUUUAUUGAAUAUUUAUAAACAAAUUGUAAACAGAUAAGGAUAUUCUAAUAACCUGCUGUUUCAUAAGAGUAUAUAAUUAAAGUAGAUGAAUAAAAGAAUAAGUUAAGGUAAUUUAGAAUAUGCUGGAAAUGAUAAAAAAUAAAUUUAAGGAACCACAGAAAGAGGAGGAAGUCGAGUUUUGAAAUGUUAAAAUGACUGUAAAACUAUUGAAAUGUAUAUAACUGAAAAUCAUAAAUAAAAAUAAAAAAGGAAAAGGAAGGAAUGUUUGUUCCAGAGCCUGCUCAAAAAUAUAUAUAUUCAGGAAAGGCCUGCUGCUCUCACACAGGCAUGCUUUGUGCGGAUGCACGACAGGGCCUUCUCAGUGGUGGCUGCUCCCAGACUCUGGAACUCCAGAGUUCCAACAGGUUUUGGGGAACUGGCUGCUUUUAUGACAGUAAUUAUUUGUAUGUUUUAAAACAGAUUUUAUACAGUAUGUGUAAGGAAAACACUGGGGCCUAAUUUGAAUAGAAUGUUUGGCAUUUGGUGGGUGGGACUUGUGUGUUUUGCCCCGGAAUCAGCCUCUCCCUUCAGUGUGUGUUCUGUUAUGUUCAUUUGAGAAUGUCAUUUAAGAGGGACCAACUGCCUCUUGUUUCUUGCCUCAUGUUAUUGUAUUUAGUUUCUCCCAUUAUGUUAUUUUGUCACCGUUUUCUUCAUUAUUUAUAUUAUUAAUUGAAUAUAUAUACCAUCCUAUACCCAAAGGUUUCAGGGCGGUUCACAGAACAGUAUCAAAAUAUAAAACCACAAAAUAUAUAAUCAACAUGAAAAACAACCUAAUAACCCCCCCCCAAAAAAUAAAACCCCACAUUUUAAAAGGGCAUAUGAUUAAAGCUUAAGUUUACAUUUACGUGAGCCAUUUAUUUUCUCAAAGUAAAAGAAACUCAGCUGAAAUGGAAUAUCCUAAACUUGGGUGAGUGAGGAGAUAUUCCCAGUUUGCCAGGAUUGAUUUUGUUAAUCACACAGCCCCCACUUCACAACAGUAUGUGUAUAGUUUUUAAUUGUUUUUAAAUCGUGGGGUUUUUUUCCUUUAAAAAAAGUGAUUCUUGUUUUCAUCUUCAAGCAGCCUUGAGUCCUGUCGGGGGGGGGGGUUGGAAAGGCGAGAUAUAAAUAAAUAAAUAUAUAUAUAUAUAUAAAAAGAUGCUCACUACCAUCCUGUUAAACUAACGUCGAUUUCUCUCCAGCAGCACUUCCGCCACUCUCGGCCCCGCAUAUGGUGGAGGCAAUGUAGCAGGAACCGGAAGUCAAGGCGACGCCGAAAGAAAGCCUUGCUUGUCGGGCUUUCUCUUCCAACCCCCAACCCCCGCAUCUCUUAGCGUCUCCCCUUCUCGCCGAGACACAAGCGCCAGGCUGACGACAAACAUGCGGCGGCGCGGGUGCGCAUGCGCGCGCCGGGGAAAGAACCGCAAGCCCGCGCUAACGGGCGGGCGGGUGAGUGAGUGAGUGAGUGAGUGAGUGAGAGUGUUCCCAACGGAGCCUCAGGCAGCGCCAGCGUUCCCGCCACGCGCCGACGCAAGGCCGCGCGCGCAUGCGAGAGAGCGACGCUAGGUCCAGCCCGGCUUCGUCGCGCCGGCGGCUGGGUCGCUCGCUCCCCAGUCUCCAGACGCUGACGGAGGAGGGCAGCGCUUGGGGAGCUGGAGGGCGGAGCUUAGCAGGGCGGGCCGGGCCCCGGGGCUGCGCGGUAACCUCGUCCGCGGUGCCUGAGGGGUGGAAGCGAGGCUGGAGCCUUCGAGCCGAGCGCCUUGAACUCAGGGCCUCGCCGGGUCCUCUCCUGACGGACGUGAGGCGCCGAAGCCGCGACUCUCCGGGUCCCAGGCAGGGGCUCCCGUUGCCAUAGCGACGCGUGGAUGAGCCCUUUCCGGCUACAGCCCUCUCAGAGUAGAGAUGGCGGUUGACAUUUCUCCUGCCAUGUGACUGAGGAACUUCCCAGCCCCUCCGAUUUGUGGCCAUUCAUGUGGACCAUCCAUCACCAUCUUGGUCUCUGUUGGCUGCUUAGAGCCCAGCUGCGCCCUACAGCUCUCCUGAGCUUAAGUAAGACCAAGUUGCUUGAGAAGGUUUGCUGGCCUGUGUUGAAGUCGCCUCUGGGUGUGAUGAGAUGGGGAUGGUGCUGCGUUUAUUCCCACCUUUCCCAGUGUGUGCUUUGCUUCAGGCAGGCUUGCUGUGAAGUAAAUGCUACAUACAUGAAGAGAGAGAGAGAGAGAGGGGGGAGACUUAAUGUAAAAAGGAAUAUAUGUAUAAUAUAUGACUUAAUGUAAAAAGGAAUAUCAAGCAAUAAAGCUACCGCUACAUUUGCAAAGCUAAGCAGGCUCUGGUAUGGUUUCAAAUUGGAUGGGAGACUGGGAUUCCUUCGUAGAUGACCUCUGAGGUCCCUUCCAACUCUCUAAUUCUAUGAUUCUAUUCAAUAAAAUAUCCUAUGAUUUUUACAUUAAUAAUGUUCUUCUGCACUUAACUGACCAAUUGUUGCAGUAGGUUUUGAGAUCCUAAAAGGACAUGCUGAAAUAGUUAACAUUCUAAUACUUGGAUUUUGUGGCAGGUGUGGAGUUUCAGAAGGGGAAGGGAGCCCCUCAUUUUGGGGUGACUCAAUUUUAUUUUCAAAUUCAUAGGACACCUGAGUUUUUUAUUUGAGGGAAUCGUGAUGUUCCAUUUGUAAAACAUUCCUAUUAGAAUUAUCAAACUAAGAAGGCAUCUAAAGGUUUUCGGUGGCGGUUUUAAAAACCUAACUGCUUUCUAUAUUUGUUUCUGUUUUUAUUUAAAGGCUAGCUUAUUAGCACAAUAGAAAAGUCAGAUAUGCGAUAUGACUAUAUUGUACAGCGUUGUCACAUAUGUAGGCUACUAUCUGGUGUUUCCUAUAAUUGUUUUUGUACUGAGGGGGGUGGUCAUCCUACAUGGAAUGGUAGUACCUUCACAAAAAUAUACCGCAUGAAAUCUCCAAUGGACAGAAAAAUGCUAUACUGUAUGCUUAUUAAUUUGUUUUCAGGGAGAGUCCUCAGCUGUGUUUUCUCUUGGAUGGAAGUAUGCUGUUCUCCACAGAAGAUGGUAACCUUGAAGUAUGAGCAUGGAAAAGGGGAUAAGCUCAGUAGAAGUUCUACCCUCCAGAUCUUCACAUACCACUGCAGUAGGGGAGAUGGUGAAAGAACACGAAGCAAAGCAAGCUCAGAAAGGGAGACGAGUGGGAUUUGUACUUGUCCAUGCAGGUGAAGGCAUGUGCAGUGUCCCAUAGGAAAUUUGUGUAUAAUAUUUUGGGGGAAGAUGGGGCGUAGAGAAGAAACUGAUAUGCAGGAAUUUGCUCUCAUUCAGGGCUAUGCUUCAUCUCAUUUAAGAUAGGAAGUAUGAUGCAUAUAUCUUUGCACUUCUCAUUUGAGCUGGAGACAUCUCAUUUUAUGUUUAACGUCAUAUUCUUCUGCACUUUCUCAUUUGAAAACAAAAACUGUAUUGGGCCCCUUUUACAUUUGUGGCCCAGUGUGGGAGGCUGCUUCUGCAUGGUGGUGCAGUUUCACACUUUAGCGUUAGGCGUGUGUGUGGGUAUUUCUGAUGCAGCUGGCACUCUGCUUAGAGGCCGGGUGCUGACUGAGUGCUGAAGACCUACAUGCUCAGUCCCUAUUGUUGAGGUUGCACUGUGCACAUGCAUGUCCUUAUACUGCUGGAUUGCACUAGGUGGAGGCAGUUCCCCCACUGAUGGCAGCGUGUAUGAAUGAACUUUUAAUGGGAUGGAUGCUUGUUAGCUCCAGGAAGGAGCUGGGCUGUAUUUUAUAUUGGUGAGGAAAGCUUAGUUCCGUUAACUUUAGAUAAAGUGGGAGGGUCUUACGAAUUGAAUUAAUCCCUUCUCUCGCCUCUUCCCUUCAAAUCUUCCUUGAUAUUAGGUGCAGGGUAUCAUUCUGAAUCCAAAGCCAAAGAAUAUAAGCAUGUGUGCAAAAGAGCAUGUAGGAAGGUAAGAGUUUGCUAGUUUUGGAGCAAGUGUUUAAUCUUUUGGAACAUGUUACUGUAUUUCUUCGUGAAGUACAGAAUUGAAAUGUUACUCUUUUCUCCAUGUAUACACAAGGAUGUCCCCUCCCGUAAAUAUAUAACUUAUAAAUUCAAAAAUGUCAUCUCUCUGAUAGCAACUUUGAACAUUUAAAAUUAAUUUUUAAAUUUAAGAGUUUUCUACACAAUACUUGAGAAAGUCAUCAUCUUGUGCAAGAAAAAAAAUGGAAUGCUUAUGUUACUUGUGUAGUGUUUCAGCUGCUUCAACACCUUGAAAUGCCUUGAUCUUUCUGUUCUUCUUAAUUUUCUCAUUUUGCAAGAUGCUUUUGAUAAACUUUGGAUCUUCACAAAUUGUCUUUUUAUUAGCUCUACAUAGGCUGUAAUCUUACACAUAUGUACAUAGGAGUAAGUCCUGUUGAAGUCAGUGAGACUUACUUCUGAGUAGCCAUGCAUAUGGUUGCACUGUUAACUAUUUUAUUUCCAUUUUUUCUCUUACUACGCUUGGUAUAGUAUCUGACCUAGAUGGCGUUGCACUGACUAAAGAGUAACCAGCUUCCUUGCCUCUUGUAUUUUAACUUCAGCUUUAUCACUAUUUAAUAUGUUUUAAGAGUUUUAAAAUCUCAACCUUAUUUAUAUAGUUACAUAUUUAGAACUUGCUUAGAAACAACCAUAAAAAUAUUUUUCUGAGUUGAAGUGGGAUUUUGUAUUUCUUCUCACUUGGGCUUUCUUGAACCCCUUGGAGGGAAGGAAUUCUCAAAUUGGGGAAUAACAAUUGGGAAUGUCUCCUUGUGUCAUUGUUAGGAACCCAAGCUCAUCAACCUGUAGAAAUCAUGAUAGGAAGUGAGGAAGGCCCAGAGGUAAUCUCUGUCAAUUGGAGCCCUGUUGGAUAAAAAAAUCUUCAGAUUUGUCUUCAGUGUUAUACAGUGGUACCUCUAGAUGUGAACGGGAUCCCUUCCGGAGCCCUGUUCGCAUCUAGAAGCAAACGUAACCAGUGAUGGCACGUCUGCGCACGGGCGCGUUGCUUUUCGCCGCUUCUGUGCAUGUGCGUGACGUCAUUUUGAGCGUCUGCGCAUGCGCAAGCGGCAAAACCCGGAAGUAACACGCUCCAUUACUUCCGGAUUGCCGUGGAGUGCAACUCGAACGCACUCAUCCCGAAGUACAUUCAACCCGAGGUAUGACUGUAGUAAGCCAGUGCAAAUGUUAGAACGUCAAUGGAAGAUGUUCCCUGUAGAUCCUCUCCCCUUCCCAGUCCGUCAGAUGUUUGGGUUGCUUUUAGUUGCUGGGUUUGGAAUUUCACUUCACUCUACUUUCUGGACAGAAAACCAACAAAUGUCUAAUCUGAAAGCAAGCCUUAUAACAUCUUUUUCGCCCACAGUGUGGCAUUAGGUUAAUGCAGUGUGUGUGUGGUGGAAAUCUGUUUCAGAACAGAAGUAUGCUUUCUUUACAAAUCCAUAAUUUGAAAAUUAUUUUCUCAUUAUUGACUGGUUUGUUUCCUAUUUCAUGCAGUGAAACUGGGGGGAAAUUCCAUUUUUAUCUGUGUAAAUGGUAGUGUUGGUAUUUUAAUGUCCUAGUGUUAUCUUAAUAUGGGAAGUACAAUGUAGUCAGAGUUACUGGUAUUAUGUGGUGCCUCAAUUUAAUAAUAGUGAAAUAAGUGUUUAGAUCCUUUAUUUCCCCUCUCAGAGUACUCCAUACACCAGGAAUGGGGAACCCCUAGAUGCUAGUGGUUUGCAGCUCCCAUAUUCCCAGACCAUUGGCCAGGCUGGCUGGUGCUGAUGAAGUCUAGCAACUUUGGAGGACCACAGGUUCCCCAUCCCUGCCCUGCACCCUUCUUGAUUAUAAUUAUGUUUUGUAAUGUCUGUCUCAGGACCAAGUGACUCUUUGGCCUUUUCUGUAUAGAAGAUUUAGUAUGUAAAAAAUAAGAGGCAAAACUUUAUAUCCUAAAAAUUCUGUCUUCUAGGCAAUUGAAAAGCUACAGGCUGGGGCUCUUGUAACAGAUGCAGUGACUGCAGCGCUAGUUGAACUAGAGGUACUUCUAUUUAUUCAGGCAUUCACUCUUUUGGUUGCAGUUUGUUGACCACAUUUUUCUGUUCAGCUGCCCUAUAUUAAAUGCAUUAACUUUGCAACCAAUGCUAGAAGUCUUUCAUAUGUAAAAGGGCAAUUUUAAUAUAAUUAUGAUUUCUCUCCUCAUUUUUCUGUCUGCUUCUGCUUUUUAUUGCUGCAGCUGUCAUUCCUUUUGUGGAAAGGAAGGUGGCUGAGCUUAUCACUCUGGGUGCAUUUCAGCUUUUGUUGUGUUUUUCUUUGGCACUUAGGGUUUGCUUCCUUAAUGCCUGCUUUAAUUGUUGUGGGGAGCCACUAGUAAUUCCUAAUGUGCUUUCAAUAAAGACAUGCAUCUGUUUUCAUAAGAUGAGGGACAAUGCCAUAACAAAACACCACAUUAAUUCCCUAGGUAAGACCUGGAACAACUAAUCUUGCUACCCUAAAGAUGUGGUAUGAUUUAAACAAACAUUUUUUUUAGUUAAAUUUAAAAAGUGCAGUGGAAUAUCACUUAGUAUUUCUGAGGAACUUAAAAAGCAUGAAUAACUAAACGGAUAACAGUACUAGAAUUACAGUUGUCCCAUAGGUCAGGUUAUUGUGUUUGAAAGUGAAAAUGUUCUGAGUCCCUGCGGUUGUGCAGGGUAAUUACAUAGAGAGAAUUAGCUCCUAAUCAAAUGAUUUUGGAUAUCAGUUCCUGGCCACUCAGCUCUGGUUUCGUAGGAGGUAUAGGUACUUCACUGUCUCUUAACUAUGAUUUGAAAUAUUAAGCUAUAAACCUUUAACUAUUAUUAUGAAUAUGCCAUCAAAUGGUUGGCAUGUGCAUGAAAAUUGAUACUGCAGAUGAGAUGGGUUAUUUCUGAAUAGAUGGGUGAAUGCCAGACAGAGCUUUCCUUUCCGAGCCAGCUUUGUCCGCUUUCUUUUCCUUGGUCUCUGCUUUUUCCCUCUCUCUGUCCCUUGGUGGUUCUGCUUCACCUUACCUGCUGUUUUCUAUAUGCUCUUCCUUCCCUUUGGUCUUAUUCAGUGGUAGUCCACCCCUGUGACCAUGUUGGCAAUGGUGGGAAGCAAUCUUAAGUCUUCUCCCAAAUAUAUUUGGAGGCCUAGCAAUAAGCAUUACUACGAGAAUGGCUUUGCCACAACUUCCCCAUAGAAUCCACUUUCUUUAACUUGGUUACCUUUCCUCCCUUGCAUGUCUUUCUCUGCCUUUUAAAUCUUAAUUGGAUGCUGAAGUAUAUCAGUUGGAAUAUGCAUGGUGCCCCACUUUGCCCCUUAGUCCAGCUGUGGGGAACCUUUGGCUCUCCCAGAUGUUGCUGGGGGGAAAACAUAUUUGGAAAGAUCUGGCUUGAGUUCUUUCAAUUCUUGAUAGUUCGUCUUUAUUUUUCAGUUCCAAGGGGAUCUUGGGAACUGUGAAUAAACAAGGGUUUACAACUGGUAGGAGGAAAAUAUUACUUUCCAUUCUGGCUGAGUUAUAAUCAUAUGAGCUCUUAAUGGAGUUGAGUUGGGAAGGAACUUUCCCUCAAUAGCAGAUCAGGGACUUUAUCAAUGUUUCUACCAGUACCUGUAAUACUGAUAGGAAAGUCUCUGAAUGUAGUGGAAUGCAUAAGGAGCUCCUGACUGAGGUUACCUUUUUUAUUUUUAUUCUUAAACCCUUUUUUACAGAGACUUCUACAGAGUAGACUACAAAUCAUCUGAUUUUGUUUGAAUGUGAGAAAGAGGGGGAAAGAUGAUGUGCCUUUUCAGGCAGUUGUCUCCUCCCAUCUGCUCCCCACUCAGUACUGCUGAGUUUACAUAUUGUCGAUUACACAGGAUUCCAGCCAGUCCAAGAGGCAUCACUUCAAAGACUUGUCAAGGAGCAGGAGUUUCUAUUGAUCUUUUAUGAGCUAGUAGACAGUUUGCUUGUGGUAUGCUGGCUGUUUUUUGCUCACUUUCUGUGUAGAAAGAACGCAAGCUCCUUGUGCCAGACGAUGUGACUUCACAGAAAUGCAGCCAGCUGCUCUGUGAACUGGACAUAGCAGUUUGCAUGUUGAGAAGAUAAUCUGCUGUGAUUUAGUUGUCAGUGACCGCUGUAUUUCCUAAUAUUAAGGUGGCUGAUGUUGAUUGCAGGUGCUUGCCAGAUGAGGACAUAAUUAAGUAUUUUUACAUUCCUUUGGUGUGAGCAAAAAGUGCGAUGAAUAUUUGUAAAUACAGCACGAAGGAAUCUUGAACAUCAGCGAUGGGUACUUAAUGGGACAGCACAAGUUGCAAAUAUUAAUGCUGUGGGUGGGAACCCCCCCGCGUCCCGACCAAUGUGCAAAUCCAGAGAUCCAGAUAUUUGGGUGGAUGGAGAACUGGAACAUGCCUUCUUUCCUAAGGAGGUUCCUUAAGGAUGCACACCCUCCGCAGCACACAUACACACUCUCUGUCUGACUAUUUUUCUAGAUUGUUCCCCAGGAAAGUUCCUCAGUACUGGGCAGUAAGUAAGGGCUUAAUUCUAGUUAAGAUGAAAUGAAAGUAUUAGCUAUUAGAUCUAUGUCAGGUGUGGGGAAGCUCCAUGGGCCAGUUGUGGCCUGCGAGGCCGUUUCCUGCAAACCACACUCACCCGUGCAUCAGCUGAUGUGUCUGGUGAUGUCAGCCAGGCAGGAGGACAGAGCUUAAUCCUGUGCUGGCUAUGUUCCUGUUCUCUGCGGGGAGUAAGGUGCUUCUCAAAGCAUCCUUGAAGCUCCUUGUGCACUUCUUCUGUAACAGGGAGGGAGGGUGGGUGGGUGGAAGCCGCUGCUGCCUGCUCACAGGAGAAAUUUCAAGCAGCAUUUUUGAGAAGUGAUGUAAAGCAGCCCUGCUGCUCUUGUUUCAGCUGAAAUGGGAUAACAGGGGCUGCCUUAAAGCACUUCUCAAAAACACGGUUUGAAGCAGCUCUCCUCUCCAUUUAAAAGAAAAGGGGGUGACUACUUCCAACAGCACUUCUGCAAAAGGCUUUAAGACCGCCCCUAUGUUCAUAAUUCAGGCUGAAAUAGAAACAUGGGGUUUGUCUUAUAGCAUGUCUCCCUGCACUCCCCUCUUUAUCUUCUGAGAUCAGGAGUUUUAAAAGGGAUGUGGAAGACUUGCACAGCUGUGUAUUUAACAGGUGGGUGGCUCCAACCACCUGUCAAUCGUAUGAUGUCAUAAUGCUGUGUGAUAUAUAAGUGAGUGACCUGGUCCAUCUGUCAAAUUUGACCCACAAGGCCAAUCUUAAUAAGGAUCUGGCCUGAGAAGCUGAAAAGCACCCCCCCUUUUAUGUGGACCUUAAUCAGAUGUGAAUUUCUCUGUAUUGUUUCUGGAGUUGGAAUGCCCAGGACAGCCUGCAUAAUUGGUCAGUUUUCUUGGCAUUCCCAGAGACAUCGCAUACAAAGUGUUGCCUUGCUCAUGACAUUUUGUAGAUUGGUCAGAGAAGAUAAAUGUGAUCAGUGUUUUGCAGUUAUGUUGUUGCUUAAACACAACAAGAUUGUUCUUGUUAUAGAAAUAAAGGGAGGGCUUGUGAAUAAUUUCAGUUGAAAUAAAAUAUAGUAUCAAGUCAAGUGCAUGCUGUUAACUUUCAAGAAAGCAGUGCUGAGACAGUUUCUCUAUUGGAGUACUUUUGAUUAUUAUUUUUUACGCCUGCUCUAUUGCAGAGUGUGUUGCUUUGGUCGUUGCUUAGCCUAAUUUUUUUUAUUUUAUUUGAAAAAUGUUUUGUACUGAGCUUUGUGGGUGACUGGCCAUUUCUCUUAGCUUUUUCUCGCUGCUUUUUUCCGAGUGAAAGAGAACUCUUAUCUGUUUUCUUAACAGAUGAAUAUUGUAUUGACACGUUUUGGAGGACUGGAAAGUCUAAGAUGAAGAACACUAGAGACAGCAGUGACAUGCAUUGCUGCUAUAAAAGAGUGAUAAAAAUUCCUAGCAGAUCUUUCAUAUUUUAAAUGUGACUUUAUUUUAAUGAUUGCAGCUCAUAAAAUGAGAUUUUCAAAUCAUUCCUUCCUUUCUUUCACAAGCAUAGGUAGUCCUACAUCACUGGGCUAAUACCAUUGGUAUUUAAAUGAUAUAUUUGAGUUCAUUCUUCUGAUGGUAAUUGACAAAGUGUAGAGAAAAGACCAUUUUUCAUAGGUGUUCUUCUUUUUCUGACUAUUUUGGGCAGUGUGAGUGUGACGUUUUUCCUAUGAUGCCCUAACAUUUUAUCUGUGAUUAAGACACAGUGCCUUCAAAGCAUAGCCUAAAAUUUAGCAUACCAAAAGAUUCUUUUUUGUUGAAUUUCAUCGGUUUGCCACUCCCAUUUUCCAAUAAGGACCCUUUCUAGUAAGGCAUCUCCUCCCUCCCCCAAGUUGCUUGCCCUGUGGUGACUAUCAAUAGAAAGGGUCAGUGCUUUUUUUCUAAAAAAAUGUUUAAGGGUACUCUCAUUUUGAUUCAAGAAAAUCACCAUUUUAUAGUUCAAAUUGGGAAAAAUAAAUACAGUAAAUGGACAAAAGUACAAAGAUGCACAAAAUGUUUAGGGGCAUUCAUACCCCUGUGUACCCCCAGAAAAAAAGCACUGGAAAGGGUCAAUCACCAUGAUGAUGUAAGGACUGGUUGGAGCAAAAGUGGAAGACUAUGGCAACUUUCGUGGACAUGAUCAAGACAGGAUAGCUUGAGUUGCCCAUGGCAAGAGAAGGCAUCUAAUAAAUUCAAAUAAUAACUUGAGUGCCCAGUUAUGUGACAUAGACUACAUUCACUCAUCCUAGUAAGGCAUGGUUAAUGGUUCACUGUGAACAUGGAGAUCUACUUUGAUGCACCACAGUCAAAGGCUUAGAAACACACUUGGGGAUUGUGCUCUGCUUUUCUCACACCAGAAGCAGUGAGCCUUGGCUUCAGAUGAUGGCUUGUUUGAAGUGAAACAGACCAUGAUUCCUCAUUUGAAUGUAAUGUUAAUCUAAGAAUCCUGGUUUGUUGCCCCUGCUUGUUAUCAGGGAGAAGCGGAAGUAGGAGCACGCUAUGUGUUUGUAGUGAAAAUGUUAUUUACCGUGAAUUUCUGUUGUGUUGGAGGACAUUCUCUUUUUAUGCCUCCUCUUCCAGCAGGAGGAGUCAUCAUGCCCUCCAGAUCUUCCCUGCCUUAGAUGGAAUAGGACGGGUCUUUUGCCUAUCUGGCGAAAAUUCCCUUUUUCCCUCUACGUUUGCUGUGAGUUCAUUCCUUCUAUUUCCUCCUCUUCCCUUGCUGGGUUUGUCAGGUUUCUUGUUUACUUCUUGGUUUUUUUAUGUUUGUGUUUCCCCACAAACACCCACCCACACCUUGUGUGUUGCCUUCGUUUGUUUUUAUUUCCCGGGGUGGUGGUGGUUUCCCUAGUCAUUUUCUCCUGGUUCCUUUUUGGCCUCCUGGUGUGUUCUACAUUACUACAUCAAACAGGACUACCACUGUUGGACACUGAACACCCUUAUUGCUUGGUGGAUCUGGCAGGGUCCUGCAUUACUCCAUCAAGGAAGAUCACCAUUAUCGUGAAAAUGAACUCCUCAGUGGCAAUUGCAGUAGGUCCCGCAUUUACCCCACCAAGUGAUAUUAUUGUCUUCCCGGAGAUAGGCAGCUAGUGUUGAUUUUACCCUUGGUGAGUCCUACAUUUACCACCUCAUCAAGCGGGACCACAGUUAAACAGGCUUUGGGUGCCUUUUUUGUUCUUUAUGGAAUGCACCUGUGAUUUGUACUGCCAACACUUUGACAUGAGCUUACAUCAACAAGCAGGGUGGUACCCUCUUGCAGAGGUUGCUUUUGUAUGAACUGAGUUAUCUUCCAAAUAACUUACAAUCUUCCACACUCCAGUUAACUGAUGUUUUUAACCCAUGUGAAUUUAGAAAGGGUUUUUUUUGUUUUUUGUUUUGUAAGGGAAGAUAUCUGAAAAUUGUUUUACAUCCAUGCCAUAAUUUAUUCAAAGGCUUAAUUCAAACAAUACAGAGAUAUUUCUGGGACAGAGAAUAUAUCCCUUACCAGAGACACUCCUCCAGCUCAAUCCAGUACACCAUUAAUCAUGGCAUAUUGUAACCCACUGAGUCUUUGAAUUGUCAUUUUGAGUUUGUUUCCAGCACUGUGAUCAAGGCUUCCAUACUGAUCUUCAUAAAAAUAAUAUUUUUGGUUUUUUUUGAACAUCUGAGGAAAUGUGCUAAUUUAAGUAGUUGCCUCGUUGCAUUGGCCACAGACCUUUGAUCUGAUCUGCUUAUUUUGCUUGUUAAUUAGUUGCCAGUUAUUUGUGUAACUUUAAUUUAUUGAACCAUUUGAGUGUUUCUUCGCAGAUGUAAAAUACCACCUGCAGUUUGGUUUUUGAGGAAUGUUUCACUUCUAGCAAGAGUAGAGAGAUAAAUAGAAGUUGUAAUUUGGGUUGUGCAGAACAGAAAUGGGAAGAGAACAGAAAUUCAUAUGGUGCUGUAAUUUACUGAUGUUGUGGGAUAGCUCAGUCAGUAGAGCAAGAGGCUCUUAAUCUCAGGAUUGUGAGUUUGAGCCCCAUGUUGGGCAAAAAGAUUAUUACAUUGCAGGGGGUUGGACUAGAUGGCCCUUGUGGUCCCUUCCAACUCUACAAUCCUGUGAUGUUCCUAGGGCCUGUCUCCAGGUCAGUCCCUCAGCUGCUCUGCUGAGUCCAGACUUUCCUUAAAGUACUGUCUGCCAUCAUGUACUGGCAGCAGUAGGUCUCUCUCUUUAUAUUCUUCCUCUAGUAAAUCUACGCAAGACACAUGGAGUGAGAGACAGUCACCUUCGAAUCCAGCCAGACCAGAUCACAGAAAGUUAAAACAUAAAUAUAUAUUUGCUUAUGGAAAAUAAUAUCUAAAACAAGUAGUCAUUGUACACAGAAUUCUCAUAUUUUCAGUAUCAUAACAUAAGUCUUCUCCACAACAUCUAUGCUUUUAUGCAUGUGCUUUCAUUAUCUCUGUCAUCGCAUUCCUCUUGUCUGUUUUGCUUGCAGACACUCUCUCCUUUUAGUUGUCAUUUCUGAACCCCACCCUGUCACUCUCUCUGCUCUGCCCAACAUUCCAUUCAGCUUCCCUAAUGUCAGUCAUCCUUCCAUUGACACUCGACAACUUUUGAAGAUUAAUGCUGCAGGUCUUAAUGACCAUUGGCUAUUGACACUUUUAGGAAAUAGGUAUUCAUACUGUCACAUGUUCUCCAAACUGGGGAGACCAAUUACAUAACCACAUUUUAAAAAGUUAGUAUUUAUAUAUACUUCCAAAACAAAUACAGUUUAUUGAUCUCUGCCCCCCUUUGGCUUCUUUUCAUAUAAUUGUAAGUAGCCAGUUGAGUGCUUGAGAAAGAGCUGACAAGAAGUAAAUGCGAGAAAUGAGAGAGUGCUUGCUUAUAGUGAUAGAGUCUCUGUAUUGUACCACAAAGUGCCUCUGGCUCCUAGUUCAGCCACACUAUUAGGUGUUUGAGAAUGUAGUAGGUUGUAUUCUAGAGCCUUUUAUAGCUUUGUCUUUCCUGAAGGAGGCUGAAGUGCUCAGUGGACACUGCUAGCUAGCUAUUACUGUGAUUACAAUAGGUUUGUACACAGUCUCAUAAAUGCAACAGUAAGGAUUUGUUUUCGCAGAAGCUCUGUCUCUGUAUGCAUGUAUAUAAAUAUAUCUAAAACCAACAACUUCAUAUGUCCCAGAGGCCUGAGAUUUUGUUUUUGACAGUUCAUAGAGAGAUAGAUAACUGUAAUUAUUUAAUGAUUGGUCUUUAGGCAGUGUAAGUAAUAUUAGCCCUGUGCAUGAGCAAGCAGGUGUUAAUCAAACUGGCCACUGAAACGACGUUUAGCACAUAGUGGCCCAGUUUCCAUAUCAUGGUAAACCUAGUUAAUGGUUCUGUGAGUGUGGAGAUUGCUGCUGCUGCUUCGUUCCUUCCGUAGUGCAUGUGGGAGCAUCGAUGAUCUGUGGCUUAGCAUUCUGUCUGCACCAUGGAUUGUGGUUUUGUUUUGCUCCAAACAAACCACAACAUGAAGGCAGGAACAAGCCUUGCCUACUCUUUGUAGUUUGUUUGAAGCAAACCAAACCAAUAUCUCCAGUUCAGACAGAACACUAAGCUAGGGAUUGUUGAUGGUUACUUCCAGUUGCACAAGGGAAGGGAAGCCCCAUGUCCCCAGUCAACAAUUAGCUAUGUCUUACCAUGAUACGUACAUGCAAAGAAAAGCUAUGCUGGAAUCUCAGAAUUCAGAAACUUCUUGAGGUGUUACAACACUGAGCCCAGUUAUGAAACUGCCGAUAUAUUUGCAAAUAAAUAUUGGAUAGAAAAUAUUGAAGAAAUGUAAGUGAUAGUACAUGUGACGAGGGAAAUUUAUUUUGACACUAUAUGAUUAGAAUUAUCAACUGCAGUUGUUAUGGGAAUAAGUCAGUGAUGACAUAAUUCUCAUUUUCAGUGUGAUAAGCUAUGCCUUAAGCUCUGAAGACUUGGUUGACAAAUGCUUUGGCUGAUGUUUUUAAUCUUUAUUCUCUCAUUGUGAUGGAUUGAUCUUGCUUAUUCACCAGAACAAACCCAUGAUCAUUCUGUUUGGGAGGAUUGUGUGUGUUUUGCAUACUGCUUAGGGAAUGCAAAGUUGUUGUGUUGUUUUUUUUUAAGAAAUGAAAUCAAUUGUGUCCUUUGUCAGGGAACUGCCAUCAGUGCCGGAGGGAGAGAGCAAAAUCCAGAGGGAUUCCAGAGAGCGUCCCGGGAUUGGGAGAGGCAGCCCAUCUUCUGGGGAAGAGAAUCAGCGUAGCACCAGUGGAGAAGGGGGGCAGAUGGGGGAAGCGGCGAGGCGGUCCCAUGACUCCUUGCCGGGGAUCAGCAGGGAGAGUAGAGGUCCUCCGCUGCCUACACCCUCCUUGCGCAGAAGGCUUUCGCGCAGAGAGAGUAGGAGGAGACUAGGCGUCAAAGAGCUUCUUUGCUGGAAGAAGUUUAAGAAACGCCCACUGACAGAUUCUGCCAGCGAUUGAGACAGCCACGGGUGAGUGGCUGUCCAGACAGAAAAGGUUCACUCAGGCAACCCAACCAGGUGUUUGCACCGGCUUACGCACGAGCAACCCCUAGAACCAUUACACCUUAAAUGUUACUCCCUAAUUUGGAGGCUGGGAUGGAAGGAGGAGGAGAAAUGACAGUGCAACUUGGGCAGAUUAAUGGCCUCAUCUUAAAAAUGGCAUUGCUUUCAAGGCUUUGUUUGGUCUUUUAUGGAACUGAAUGUUUGUAGCUGGAAUAAUUAACAUCCUCUGACUGUUCUGUGUUAUAUGGUUUAUUUUCUAGUAAAAGGGAUACCAGUUAAGUUUGUUGCAAUAAGGUUCCACUGAAAUAUGUGUGAAAAGUUAGGCAUGGCUAAGAGAAGUCCAACUGAUUUCAAUAGGGACAGAGUUCGACUAACUUGCUCUGGAUCUAACCCAAAGUACUUUAAUCAUAGCUGUGGAUUAUCUGAUUCCUGCUGGCCUACGUAAGGGUUAUGAUGACAAAUACUCUUUAUUUCCACACUUCAAAGAUGUUACUUGCUUUGUAGUUUUGGGGAAAUGAGAAUUUCUUCCAUAUGAGUAGUUUGACAGACUUGUUUCUUAAGCCACACCGCCUUUAUGAGAUGUGUAAAUGUGAUAAUAAAAUGGCUAGUUAAGAAAGAAAAUAAUAGGGUGGCAAAUUUGCGGAGUUAGGAGAAACCACUUUAUCCUUUAUUUUAGGGGUAUUAAGCGCAUAACUUUAUCAUCCAGCUUGCAAGUCCCCAAAUGUUUCGCACAGCCCUGCAUUCAGCUGUGUACCUUACUGACCCUUAUUCAAAUUCUUCUAGGCAGUUCAUAUCUGGUGGCCAUAUCUCUUCACCAUGAUGCAAAAUGUCCAUAAUUGCAAAUUUCCUUGUGGCAGCUUUAUUAACCCCCAACUACCUCCUCCUACUGGAAGAGUAGUGGCUGAGAAACCCCCACUACAAAUGCAACAGUUAGGAUCAUGGACAGUAUGCACAGAUUUGGCUAAUUUCUGGCUACAUCCUUGGUUUUCUGGUUGCACAACUAUAUAUAGACAGUUUACUUUGGAGCCUCUUUUCUAACAUGUUUCACAUGUCAUGCAGCUUUGAGCACAUAUUUGCACAGUGUGUGAGGUUCCAUAUUACUUUCCAUGCAUAUAUGUAAAGCUUAAGUUUAUUCAUAAAAGUGUAAAUGAAACUGCCUGAACAAGACUUAUUCUUGCUAUCCUGAGAAGCAGUUGUCUUUUUCUUCAUUUUUAGCUGGAACAAUCAAAUUCUUUUUAUCUAUGGUAAACUGUACACUGGCAACUCCCCGUUUGCACGGGGGUUGCGUUCUGGGUCACAGUGCAUGUUAACGGAGUUGCCUGUACAUGUUUAUCUUUGUCUUUCUCUACAGGCACAGGUACAGACACAUUUUGUUUCCCAUAUUUAUUUAGGUUAUAUUUGGCAUAUUGUUGCCCGGAGAGAGAGACGAAAUCUCUGGUGGAUAAUGCAGGGAUGCAUGUUUAUGUGUUAGAUCUAUAUCCAGUAUAUUGGAUGAAGUCUGACACUAAAAUAAUGAUGCAAUUUUAGCAUUAGUUACCAGAGACUCUCCCCCCCGCCGCCCCCAAGUUCACACUCUUCGUGUGCUCUACCAAUUUUCAUGUUUGGAAUCCAUUGAAAUUGUUUCUCUGGUCUCAUAAUUCAGUUGUUGCAGAAAGUGUCUCAAAUACUUCCCAUCCUGGCCCUCUUUUAGGCAGAAAGCACAGUUGCUUUUUUCUCCACCUGCCAUUCCUUUGCAUCUUCUUCACUCUGCACCCUUCAUUGGCUUCUCUCCUGUAAGGAAACUUGAGUUUCAGCUGAUGGGAUGAACAGCAUGUGCUGGGAGGCCAGUUGGCCCCAGUACUCAUCAUUUAACUCCUUUGAUAAUAUGCAUAAUUAUGGAUAGUUUGCCUUCAUGCAGUCUUUCUUUACAUUUCUUUACAGGAUUCACCCUUUACUAAUGCAGGAAUGGGGUCUAACCUAAACCUUUUGGGUGAAAUAGAAUGUGAUGCCAGUAUCAUGGAUGGAAAAUCACUCAAUUUUGGAGCAGUUGGCGCUCUCAGUGGUAUGUUGAGCAAGCUCUAGAAGACGGAAUGUUUAGAUUCAAAAAUAUAUUUGAUUAUGUAGUUGGAGUCCUAAUACGCUAUAAACAUGGUGCAUAAUGUUACUUCAAAUCCUAUUACAUGGAUAGGAUUGCAUGUGACGAAGAGCAAGAACCGUAUCUUUUUAGGCAUUGUGCAAAAUAAUUGUUUGAUGGCUAUUAGCCAUGUUUUGUUUCCACCCUUUCUGUGUUACUAGUUUAAGGUUUUUGCCUUCAUCUAUCCAGUCUCUGUUCUGUUUUUAAUUUGACAUCUCUGGUGUUUGGGGUGCUAAAAUAAGGCUUAUUUUUGAGAUGUUAAUUGCAAAGCCAAGGAAUAAAUGAACUUUUUCCCCCUGAAUAACUUGUUGAGUUAAUUGGUUUAAAUCCAAGGUAAUUAAAACUAUCUGGAGUACUGCAUGACCAUUUCCUUAAAUGACUUUUCUUCCUGUUCCUAGGAAUCAAAAAUCCUGUUUCCGUGGCAAAUAGAUUGUUGUGUGAAGGGCAGAAAGGAAAGCUGUCUGCUGGCAGAAUUCCACCUUGGUAAUUACUUUGUUCUGUUUGUUUCUUAUUUGGGGCAGUAAUGCAUACAAUAUUUGAAAGUUACUCUUAUUAAAAGAAGGCUGAUGCUUUUUAGUGUGCAUCAGUAAUAGCGUGCUUUUAAGAUGAGGACUGGCUUUGUUGUUGAUCUUGGAACAUCUUGCAUGCUUAUUGCAGCUGUAAAUAGCAUAACUUUGCCUUUUAUCUUUAAUAUUCUGUUCUAAGUCUGAACUUCUUCCUCUGUGGUUGUUUAUGCAGAUAUUUACACUGCUAAGCUUUUGUUUCUGAUGUUUCGGGUUCAAAAUAUUAAAAAUCCAAUAAAUCAGACCUCAAAGCUAAACAUAGCUUGUUGUUGUGAAAUGUUACAUUUGUGCUCUCCUUUUGCUUCCAGAGUUUUAAACUUUCAGCAUAUGCUCUCAUUUUUGUUGAGGAGAAAAUGGUUUCACAUUGAUUUAAUUUUUGUAUAGAUUUGAAGGUGAACUAUAAUCAUUCACAUAAUAAUAAUAAUAAUAAUAAUAAUAAUAAUUUAUUAUUUAUACCCCGCCCAUCUGGCUGGGCUUCCCCGGCCACUCUGGGCGGCUUCCAAAAGAAUAUUAAAAUACUAUAAUACAUCAAACAUUAAAAGCUUCCCGAAACAGGGCUGCCUUCAGAUGUCUUCUAAAAGCCUGGUAGUUGUUGUUCUCUUUGACAUCUGGUGGGAGGGUGUUCCACAGGGAAGGCGCCACUACCGAGAAGGCCCUCUGCCUGGUUCCCUGUAACUUGGCUUCUCGCAGUGAGGGAACCGCCAGAAGGCCCUCAGUGCUGGACCUCAGUGUCCGGGUAGAACGAUGGGGGUGGAGACGCUCCUUCAGAUAUACUGGACCAAGGCCGUUUAGGGCUUUAAAGGUCAGCACCAACACUUUGAAUUGUGCUCGGAAACGUACUGGGAGCCAAUGUAGGUCUUUCAAGACCGGUGUUAUGUGGUCUCUGCGGCCGCUCCCAGUCACCAGUCUAGCUGCCGCGUUCUGGAUUAGUUGUAGUUUCCGGGUCACCUUCAAAGGUAGCCCCACGUAGAGCGCAUUGCAGUAAUCCAAGCGGGAGAUAACCAGAGCAUGCACCACUCUGGCGAGGCAGUCCGCAGGCAGAUAGGGUCUCAGCCUGCGUACCAGAUGGAGCUGGUAAACAGCUGCCCUGGACACAGAUUUGACCUGUGCCUCCAUGGACAGCUGUGAGUCCAAAAUGACUCCCAGGCUGCGCACCUGGUCCUUCAGGGGCACAGUUACCCCAUUCAGGACCAGGGAAUCCUCCACACCUGCCCGCCUCCUGUCCCCCAAAAACAGUACUUCUGUCUUGUCAGGAUUCAACCUCAAUCUGUUAGCCGCCAUCCAACCUCCAACCGCCUCCAGGCACUCACACAGGGCCUUCACUGCCUUCACUGGUUCUGAUUUGAAAGAGAGGUAGAGCUGGGUAUCAUCUGCAUACUGAUGAACACCCAGCCCAAAUCCCCUGAUGAUCUCUCCCAGCGGCUUCAUGUAGAUGUUGAAAAGCAUGGGGGAGAGGACAGAACCCUGAGGCACCCCACAAGUGAGGGCCCAGGGGUCUGAACACUCAUCCCCACCACCACUUUCUGAACACGGCCCAGGAGGAAGGAGCGGAACCACUGUAUAACAGUGCCCCCAGCUCCCAGCCCCUCAAGACGGUCCAGAAGGAUGUUAUGGUCGAUGGUAUCAAACGCCGCUGAGAGAUCCAGCAGAACUAGGAAACAGCUCUCACCUUUGUCCCUAGCCCGCCGGAGAUCAUCAACCAGUGCGACCAAGGCAGUUUCAGUCCCAUGAUGAGGCCUGAAUCCCGACUGGAAGGGAUCCAAAUGGUCCGCUUCUUCCAGGCGUGCCUGCAGUUGUUCAGCAACCACUCGCUCAAUCACCUUGCCCAAGAAUGGAAGAUUUGAGACUGGGCGAUAGUUGGCUAUCGUGGCCGCAUCUAAAGACGGUUUUUUUAAGAAGCGGUUUAAUAACCGCCUCUUUCAGCGGGUCUGGGAAGGCUCCCUCACGGAGGGAAGCAUUCACCACCCCACGAAGCCCAUCGCCCAGUCCUUCCCGGCUAGCUUUUAUAAGCCAGGAUGGGCAAGGAUCAAGGAGGCAAGUGGUUGGUUUCACUCGUCCAAGCAGCCUGUCCACAUCCUCGGGGUAACUGAUUGUUAUUGAUCCCACACAACUUUACUAGACCGGACUCUCGCACUCUCCCGCCCCGGCCCUGCUCCCACGGUGGAGUCUACCUCUUCUCGAAUCUGAGCGACUUUAUCUGCAAAACUUUGCAAAGUCAUUGCAGGAGAUCAUGUGGCCGCUACUGGGCCCUGAUGGAGCAGGUGGUUCCGCUAAAUUGCGAACCACCUGAAAGAGUCUCCUGCUGCUGUUUUCCGCAGAUGCAAUAGAGGCGGUGAAGAAAGUCUUCUUCGCCGUCGCUAUCGCCACUUGGUAGGCUCGACAUUGAGCUCUAACCCGUGUCCGGUCAGAUUCAGAAUGGGUUAUCCGCCACCGGCGCUCUAGCCGUCUCAACGAUUGUUUCAUUGCCCUCAGAUCCGUGGAAAACCACGGGGCUGUCCGGACUCCAUGCAAUCGGAGAGGGCGCUUUGGAGCCAAACAGUCAAUAGCCCUGGUUAACUCCACAUUCCAGCGGGCCACCAGGGAAUCAGCUGAAAGGCCAUCAACAUGGGAUAAAACAUCCCCUACCACUCUCUGGAAACCAUUUGGAUCCAUUAAGUGGUGGGGGCGGACCAUCUGAAUCGGUCCCGCCUCCCUGCAGAGGGGAAGGGUCACGGAGAAGUCCAGUUGCACCAGGAAGUGAUCUGACCAUGGCACUUCUUUGGUUUCGCUUUUACUUAAUGUCAGAUCACCAACAUCCAUAGAGGUGAACACCAGGUCUAAGGCAUGCCCGUGGCUAUGAGUUGGGCCAGACUUAUUCAGGGACAGCCCCAUGGAGGCCAUGCUUUCCACGAAGUCCCGAGCGGCCCCUUGUAAGGUCGUGUCGGCAUGGAUGUUAAAGUCCCCUAGGACAACCAAACUAGGUGUCUCCAGGAGGACAUCCGCCACGACCUGAAGCAGCUCGGGCAGGGAAUCCUUGGUGCAGCGGGAGGUCGGUACACCAAUAGGAAUCCUGUACUGCCCCUAUUGCCCAACUUCCAGAACAUGCACUCAGAGAACUGGGUCUUUCCAAUAGGACGCCUGGUGCAAACUAAUGACUUCCUAAAAAUCACUGCACCCCCCGCCCCGCCCACAAGGCCUGGGUUGCUGUGCGUAAGAGAAACCUGGUGGACAAGCAGCGGCAAGGACGGGCCCAUCUGCUUCAUCCAACCAGGUCUCUGUCACACAUGCCAGGUCAAAUCCUCCAUCCACAAUCAGGUCGUGGAUGGCAGAGGUUUAUUCAUCAUUGACCUGGCAUUGCACAGCAACACUUUCAGGUCAUGUGGGUUUCCCUUGUUGAUUCCAGUAUCCUUCCGGUCAGGACCAGACCUGGAGGCAGGGAUAGUCCUCAAACAACGACUAAGCCUGCUUCCUCGGUAAUGACAUGGUCUGGUCUUAGCGUAACUCCUCCUCCUACCCGUGAUCACUGAGAUCGGUUGUCCGAGUGCAUCCCCCCCUAUGGAACCUGCCCCAGCCAUUUUGUUUGCUGGGACCCACUCCCAGGCAGCCCUGACCCCUCCCCUUAAAAUCAAAUUAAAGUCUAUACAAAAAACAAACUAACAGAACAAUAAAACUAUAAAAACAUUUGCUACAUUUGUAAUAAUUUUCAAGUGUGGAAGAAUAAGGAAGUUUAUUAUAAUUUUUUAAUAAUAAUAAUAGCCAAACUAUGGUCUGAAUAUCCUGUUCAAGCUGAUUAACUUACAUGCUAUAUCAUACACCUAUAAAUGUAAAAAUAGGUGAAAAAUCUUGCCAGAGAAAUCAGUUGAAAUAAGUUUUUCAACAGUCUAUAUAGAAUGUUGACAAAGGAGAAGAUCUCUUCAGCUUAGCAGACAGGACAUGAUAGAGUAUAGAGCCUAAAGUGCAUAAAGCCCCUGACCCUUAGGGGUAAAACGAUGUCAUAUCCCAAUGCUGUUUUCUACGGGGAUCAUGUUCAGUCAUACUCCUCUUCACAGAGGGCUUGAAAUAGUUGGGUUUUUCUCUCUUGAGGAGGCAACAACCGAGUGGCAAAAUGAUGCAGGGGGUAUUAUGAAAUGGUUUUUACUUUUUCUCAGAAUACAAAAAUCUGGGCUUUUCCAGGGUAAUUGGUAUGUGGCAGGUUUUAAGAUAAACAGGAUACAUAUUUAUGUGCUGUGUUAAUAACCAAUGAUUAACCAAGUUGCAAUAGUAGCUAAAUACUUGGCUACCUAUUCGUUGUUGCUAGUCAUGCGAACAAGAAUCACAACACCCAUCUUUGGAGCCUUGUGCAGUCAACAACAAACAGGAGGACAACUGUUGCUGUUUCAUUUUACAAAAAUAAGAAGUGCAGUAACUUAUAGCGAGCAACUGAUCUGAACGUGUGUGUAUGGGGGGGGCGGACUUCUCAUUGUUUCAUUACUUAGGACUAUGUUAUGCCUGUUGUAACAACAGCAGUUCUCAUAAUAAUUCCGUGUUCAUUUUUUUGCUGUUAAUUCCUAGUUUCCACCUCGUUUUAAACAUUCCAGAAAUAAAGGCUAAAGACCAGCACCUCUUGACUUGAAGAGGUGGAUUAGGCUGUAACCCAAAACAUUAGACUAGCUUUCCCCAGCCUGGUUUUCUCCAGAUGUUGUUGGACUAUAACUCCCAUCAUUCUUGACCCCUGGCUAUGCUGCCUAGGUGCUGGUGAUGAGGGUUCAGCAUCAGCAGGAAAACACCACCCUGGGGAAGGCUGUAUUAUUAGAGAGUAAGCCUCAAUGAGGUUAGAGGGGCACAGUUCUGAGUAAUCAUGUAUGGGGUUAUUCACUUAAUUUAAACCUGUAAAUUGAAUUACGUUUCUGAAGUUUCCUGACAUGAUAAACAGAUACCUUGCAAUUAAGCUGCAGCUAACCUUACCUGAAGUACCUACCUAGUCAAAAUUUGUCUUCCCCACCCCUUUUGUCUUCCUCAUUGCUAGUUUUUUAGUUGGCGAAGGAGCUUUCAGAUGGGCAGUGGAUCACGGGAUACCUGCCUGCCCUCCAGGUGUCAUGGCAACAAGUGAGUAAACUGUUCCUAGGAAUUCUUCUUCUGAGAAGCUUCAGGCACACAAUCAAGAAAACAAUCAAAUCAGUGGGAUCUAGGCCGCUAAACACUUGGAUACUGUUCAAAUUAAAGAAUCGUAGUCACACUGGAUUUUUAUCUGCAUAACAGCCAAAAUAUCAUCUCUGGAGCUAAGGAGGUUUUAAAUAGUGUAACUGGUGGUGUAGCAUUUGAAAAGCUUCAGCAGCUUCAGUAUAUUGUCAGUCUCACUUUCAGAUACUUACUCUUAAUUAUUUUCAUCUCUGCCUCUCCUUGGUUACGCAGUUUAUAAGCUGCUGACCUAAUAGCUUUGCUAAACAAGCUUACUCUCGCUGACUCUCUAGUAAUUGUGCUUUGUAAUCUUUCUUUUGCCAAUCAUUUUACCCCCAGCCAGCUUUAGAAGGGAAGGUGCAGUACCACUUCAGCCACUUCAGUGCAUUUUCGGUACACUCCAUUAAAUGACUGCUAGAGGGUGCUGUAUGAUUGGCCAGAGUCAGAUUGCUUUUCUGAGGAUUAGGAACAUAUUCUUUUGUUGUUGCUGUGAUUGCACUCAAAACUAUUUCUAGGGCUUAUAGCAUAUUUCUAAAUUUGUUUUGGUGAUUCCAGACAAUAUUGUUGUUUUAAUGCUGGUGGUGAAAUAGACAUGGUGAUUGCUCAUCAUGGCCUGUGAAAUUGCUGGAUAUCUAGUGAAGCCUGUCCUGCUUAAUUUCAGUUCACUGCAAAUAGAAUGAAUCUGAACGUUUCUGAAAAUUUAGAGUAUAAUUAAACUGAAUACGGUGGUACCUCGGGUUACAUACGCUUCAGGUUACAGACUCCACUAACCCAGAAAUAUUACCUCGGUUUAAGAACUGUGCUUCAGGAUAAAUACAGAAAUCGUGCAGCAGCGGCAGCAGGAGGCCCCAUUAGCUAAAGUGGUGCUUCAGGUUAAGAACAAUUUCAGGUUAAGAACAGACCUCCAGAACGAAUUAAGUACUUAACCUGAGGUACCACUGUACAUGGCGGGGGGUGGGGGGAGAUUGACUUAAUAAUAAAUUUUUGACCAAUCUGAAUUUGAGAGGGUAAUUUCACCAAACUUGCAUAAUCACCAGUUGAAAAGACCAUGUCUCCAACAGGUGGCCAAAAAAAUCUUCCUCUUAAAAAAAAGUAUGGGUUAGUUUCCAUUGAUAUAUUAAUUGAAGAUAAGUCUUUUGUUUAAGUUCAAACAAGCAGAAGUAAACUGAUUUUUAGAUAUAAAAUAAGUCAUUGGAACAAACCAGUGACCGUCAUUGUGCAUCAAUAAAUUUUGCUCAUCUGGUUCAGAAAAAUAUUCGGAUUAUUUAAAACAAAUAUAAUUGUUUUAAAUGCACAGAUAUACUCUGUGUGACUCCCUGUACUUUAUUUCUUCAGACCACUCAUGGGAAGAAUUUAUAAUAUCUGUGAUUGACACACAGGCCAGCCAGCUUACACUUCAGGGCCUGCUGCUGGUAGUUGCCAUUCUCCCUCCACAGGUAUCCAGACAGGUAGCUGAUUCCUGACUAUCCACAAAGGUCAGGAUACAGCUCACAUGAGCGUACAUGCACUUUCCUUACCAUAGGUAGGUAAGCUUUUCCACCUUCUACUUCUGUCCUGUGUUACGUGAUCUGCAGCAGAUACCAGCUAUCAACUGAUGAAUCUGACAGAUCUGAACCAUUUGGAGGCAAAGAACAAUAGAACCAAAGAUAUUUAUUUAGAGGAGUUAACAGUUUCAAGCUUAUCAAAGGAAACACAAAAAGAGUGUUCAGUCUUAUAAUGUUUCUUUCACAUAAACAUUAAGUGCCAUAGAUUAGGGUGACAUACUAAUAGAGAAUUGAUAGGCACCCUGUCCAUCGUAGAGAGCAAAAGGAUUGCCCUCCCAAUCUUGGCAGAUGUCAUCACAAGCAGUGUGUGUCCACAAAGCAGCCAGUCAACACCUAACUUCAAACAGGUCUAUUAUCAAGAAAAGCAUUCCUUUGAAGAUGCAGUGACAUCCCAUUGCUCAUGGGGAGAAAUAUCCUCAGCAUCCUUUGAAGUUUUCACUGUUUCAUGCAUGUACGUUUUAUUAAUGCUGCUGCAAAUGUUGAUAGGCUGUAAGUUGCUUUGAUUAUGUGUAAGGAAGGCAGGGUAAAAAAUAAUUUAAAAUAAACAAGUGUGUAUUCAUUUACAUAAUGUUUAAAUUCCCUGUGAGGGGGAAUUCCAUCUAAGAGUCUUUUAAUCAUCUUUAGACAGUGUAACCAUGAUUGCUGACCCCCACUUUUGUUAGAAUAAAGUUGAGUUUGUGUUGAGAUAAAAGGUCAAAAUGCCAUAGACCAGUGGCCAUGAUCUUCGUUUUUUUUGAUGUUGAGUUUCAGACCAUAUUUUGCGCUCUCCUCUUUCACCCUCAAUAAAAGGUUCUUUAAUUCCUCCUCACUUUCUGCCAUCAAGGUUGUGUCAUCUGCAUAUCUGAGGUUGUUGAUAUUUCUUCUGGCAAUCUUAAUUCCGGCUAGGGAUUCAUCCAGCCCAGCCUUUCACAUGAUGAAUUCUGCAUAUAAGUUAAAUAAGCAGGGAGACAAUAUACAGCCUUGUCGUACUCCUUUCCCAAUUUUGAAAGCAACAGCAACAUUAGUGAAUGCUUUUAUCUGCGUUUCAUCAAUGACCUAGUUUACACAUUUUGCACUGUGAUUUAAUGUGAAUGAGCAGCACGCUAGUUCAUGCUGUUCCACAGUUCCUGCUUCACUGCUCCCCCUGCUAACCUUUGGUCACACUGGGGAGGAAUUGGACUGGCUUUGGGUUAUGUGGGAACCAGCACUUGUGAUUUGUUUUUCCUAGACAACCAUGAUUGAGAAGCCAGGAAGCAAACUAAAAACACUGGUUUUGCACAUAACAUGAAGCUAGUCUCUAGUUUUCCCUGUUGCAGCAAAUGAUUAGCAGAGGGAAGAGCAAAGCAGGGAGUUCAGAGCAGUGUGCACGCUGCUCAUUUGCUUUAACCCUUAGUUUAAAACAAGCUGUGGUUUAGUGCGACAUGCCAACUAGGCCAAGUUUUGAGUAAUUUGUGUUUUUGAUAUUCAUAAAUCCAUGCUUAUUCAGUGGACAUGAUGAAAUAUAAUCUGUACAUAGAUCUGAGUAGGGGCUAUUGUUGCCAGUACCAAAGUGUAGUGUUCAAAGAAGGUGUCCUUGGUUUAAUUCUUAAGUAAUUAAAAUGCCAUUAAAUAUUUUAUAGGACUUAGUUUAGCAGCUUUUAAGAGGAACAAGAGGAAACUGGAAUUGGCAGAAAAGGUGGAAACCGAUCUUUUUCAGUUGAAGAAAAGAAGACAAUCAAGUGAAAAGGUUGGUAUCUGUUCAGAAAACUAUUGGUCAACCUUAAAUCACUACAGUGACAAGGACUGAAGUUUCUGGGAGUUCUUGUUGCUAUUGUGAAUUGAUAGUCAACACAAUGUUGCAAUAUUAUUUAUCAUUAUAUUUUAAUGGAAACAGAGAUGUGCAUGCAUGCAUACUUCCUUGUGUUUGAUUUGUCCUUCUAGCACGUUCCCCUUCAGGCUCAUUGAAGGCUGCUCUGGAGAGUUCCAUGGCCUUUGGGAGCAGCUUUAUGGUGUAUCUCAGUGUGAACAUAACCUCUGUACAAAGGAUAAACCACUUGUACUCAUAGCCAAUAUGUCAUAAGUAAUUUUUUCCCCUCGUCUUCGGGGAAUAUGAAAACAGAACUAUCAAAGGAAUCUACUAUUGUUUGCAGAACAAAUAAGUGUGCCUUACCAUUAUGAUUUGUUUAUAUAUUUUACUAUUCAUUUUCACUUUUUCAGAAUGUGCAUGACAAAUGCAAACAUGAAAAGAUAAAUAUCUGUUGAAAAAUUUUCUCCAGUUUAAGAUUUUGGUGAACGUUUCUCACUUUAAAGCAUUUUCAGUGGAUCUGGAAGGGGAUGAAAUUUGUAAUACCAGGUAGGUAAACAUGUCUGGACAUUUACCCAGCAUUGACCUGGCCCAGAAUGGUCCUCUAUAGAAAAAUCAUAGCUGGGUUUUUUUCUUUACUAAGUGGUCAUUUCAGCACUGUAGUUUUUACCUGCUGCCAACUAUAUUUUGAAUGCAGUUUUGCUGUCAGUAAUUAAAAAGGAAAAAUGAGGUGUACUGUAGAAAUUCUUGCUCUGUUUCUCCUUUUAUGGAGAAACAAAAGCAAACAAAAAACUAUUCAAGUUACAGUAGCAUAUGUAAAAAUUCAUGUCUUUGGAGUAUUGCUUACGUUUUAUAUCCAAAAAGACUAGGAGCCUUGAAAACAUAAAACUAAGGAAAGAGGGAUUUCAGUACAAUUUAUAUAUUAAAGGUCAAGUCAAUGCUUACAUAUGCCAGUACAUGGACUUACCAACCUGCUAUUUGAGAUUUGGAGGGUCUUUUGACAAUACUUUAGGGCAGCAGUUCCAAACCCGUGUCCCUGUCCCCACUGACCACUUGAAAUUUUCUGGGUGAGUCUUGGCUUACCAUUACAUGCAAAUGGAACCAGUUUCUAGCAGAGCAUGAAAUAACUUCUGUUGCAUUGUACUAUAGCUUCGUUAGUGCUUAAUAAUUUUGAGUGUACGUAAAUUCAUUUUUACAUAGUGAGAUAAUUAUGUUCCAGUUAUAAUUUAGAAAUUGAAGCCAGGUUUUAAAAUUGCCUUCUGAACUCCAUAGUAGUAUAUGUACUCUAACGCAAGCUGUGAUUUAGAUAAUUGAAUAAAUAAGUAACUGGAUUCCAAAUGUCUUUUGUUAACAGACUGAACAGUUCAUUUUUUAAAAAAUGAAUUGUUUAAUUAUUGUGUUAGACUUACAUUGUCUUCUUAAAUAUUUGAGAUUUCUUUGACCAAUGGAAUUUCCCCUUCCUCUCCCCCUGUUUUAUGACACUGAUGCAGGAUUUGAUCCACAGUUACUCUUCUGCAAAUGGAAUGACUCCUUCUGUUCACAGAAGGAACUAUAAUCCGGUAGAGGCUGCCAGUUGGGGAAGGAAAGGAUAUUUCUCUUUGUAGUCAAGUAUGCCACCUUCCUUCCUGUUCUGUUGGGUCCCCCUACCCACCAGAGCAGGUUUCUGAGGGUCAGGUGGGGGGGGGGGCUGCAGAGGGAAUGACAAAUAAGUGAAAGUCUCCUGCCCCCUUACUGCACUGGAAGUGUCCCCUGAGUGGUAUUCAGCUCAUGAGAACUCAGAAUUCAAGCCACAGUAUUUUGUAUGCUUUGUUCACAUGACAAGAAUGAGAGAGAGGUGGUCAUGCAUGUGAAAUAGCUGAUGGGGGUGGAGCAUGGUAGUUUGCCUUUUAAAUCUGUCUCUUUUAUUUGACUUUUUAGGGUGUAGGUAAGAUUGUAUUGCUUGAUUACUGUAGCUUGAUUUUCUGUUGUGAAGUCCCCAAGGAUCUUCAGGUGAAGAAGGGUGGUAUACAAAAUCAAUUUAGUAAUAAUAUAAUUAGAAAGUUGUGUUGCAUUUCCUAUCUUUGUAAUAUUAAAAUGGAAACGUUAUAUUAUCUUAAAGGUAAAGGCACCCCUGACCAUUAGGUCCAGUCGCGGACGACUGGGGUUGCGGUGCUCAUCUCGCUUUAUUGGCCGAGGGAGCCGGCGUACAGCUUCCGGGUCAUGUGGCCAGCAUGACUAAGCCGCUUCUGGCAAAACCAGAGCAGCGCACGGAAACGCCCUUUACCUUCCUGCAGGAGCAGUACCUAUUUAUCUACUUGCACUUUGAACGUGCUUUUGAACUGCUAGGUUGGCAGGAGCUGGGACUGAGCAACGGGAGCUCACCCCGUCGCGGGGAUUCGAACCGCCAACCUUCUGAUCAGCAAGUCCUAGGUUCUGUGGUUUAACCCACAUCUUAACAACUGUUAACAAAAUUCUGUUUGUGUAAUAGUACUUUCUUAGCCCUCCUCUCUGCCUCCCCCCCAAAAAAAGCAGCUCCUGAGAGUUGGGGCAAACUUUGGGGCCAUUGCAGGCAUGGGCAAAUGGAGUUGCCACUGAAAUCCAGGCCCCCUUCCACUCGUGCUAGGCACCUUGUUAUCUAACCCAUUAUUAUUAUUAUUAUUAUUAUUAUUAUUAUUAUUACUUCCUGUGGGUGAGAGAGAUAAGUUUGAUGUUCAAGAGUGUGUCUUUUGCUCUGUUUUGGCAUACGCUAGAUUAGCCAUCUGUAGAGUUGAUCUAAAGACUCCUCCAUUAGCCUCAUUAACUUUAAUAGGGAGGCUGAAUAACGUUUAGUAACAAUUACUGCUUUGGGCACAUUCUGAAAAUUAUGCAAGUCUGUGUGAUUAAAGAAUUCUAAAAGGAGAAACCUCCUCUCUCCAUGCUUUCAGUGCAAUGUAGGUGAGCGAGUGUGUGAUCCUAACUUUUUGCUAUUGAUUGUGAAGACAGAGCUUGUGGGUGAUUAGGGUUAAUUAAUUGGCAAUGGGUGUAUUCUUUUGAAUGGAAUGUGAUUAUGCCCACAAGCUACAAGAGCUUUAAUCUCAGUUAAUGGUUCUCAAAUGUUUUCGUAAUAAACCUUCUAACUUUUAAAAACCAGUUUGAGCCUCCCUCUGGCAAAAUAGAACAGCUUAGUUUUACUGUUUUUUAUUCUCACUUGGCAUUAAUGUCAUUCAGAUCAAAGGAAGAACUGUGGUGAGCCCUUUUGGAGUAUUUUUGUUCUACUGAACUUAAAGCCUACCAAGUCCAGGGAAUUGCCUGCUUGACUCUUUAACACAAGGAUGAGGGGCCUUUGGUCCUCAAGAGGUUGCUGGACUCUCAUCAUCCUUGAUCAUUGACCAUGCUGGCUGGGGCUGAUGAGAGCUGUAGGCAGACAACAUCUGGAGAACCACAGACUUUCCAUCUCUAAACAUUAUUCAGCAGUGAGGGAGGUAUACCUUGCUCUUCUCUCUGCAUUAAUUUGAAUGGGGAACUUGGCAUUGUCUUUCAGUGGGAAGAUCAGACAGGAAGUCUGGUUGACAAGUAAAGGGAAAUAACUUUAAUGGAUAAGUUUCCUUUAGCCACUGAGUACAGGCAACAGCUAUUUGAUAUUUGCUUUAUUUUUUACACAUUUUACACUACCGUUCAUAUUUAAGAUAUGGUGCCAAUAUACAGCACAAAAUAAAUAUAAAAGAACAAUAAAAUGUCAGAUUUUUCUCAUUUUAAAUUAGUAAAAUCUGUUAAUGCCUAGGUAAAGAAAAAUAAUAGCAAUGAUAGCCCGAGGUGAACCUCCUUAUUUUAUUUUUUUAUUUCAACAAUUUAUAUACUUCUUAAUUAGUUGACAUGUACAUCAAACUCCACAAAUACAAUAGAGGUAAAAAAGAGAUGCUGACUAAAUAUCAGGAAGAACUUUGUGACAGUCCAUCUGUCAUGAAUGUUUUGGUUGAAACUCCUGCAUUCUAGAGUGUUGGACUAGAUGCUUCUUUCAACUCUACAGCUCUAUGAUUCUAUGUUUUUAUGAUUCUAUGAUUAACAUGCUUGCUGAAAUAAAAAAAGAAGUCUUCAGUAGGUACUGGAAGUGCGAUAGGGAAGAAGCUGAAUGUCUGCAUCUAAGCCAUGGGUUACCACUAGGAGUGACUCCCCCAAAGACCUUGACGAUUGGGCAGGGAUGUAAAGGCAGCUAUUCCCUAACUCUGGUGCCACUGCUGAAAAAGUCUGCUCCCUUCUAUAUUUUUAUACCUUGGAUAGAAGAGCUACAUAGUAAUUACCUUGGCAUUUGAUUUUAAAGAAUGGAUAUGGAAUAGAUCCAGGCUGAGUGAAGAGAUAUAAAUGGUCCCACGCUGUGUUGCUGGCUCUGUGAACCAAUCAGGUCUUCAUCUAUGGAGGCAUCAAAAUACUGUCAAGUCUGUAUGUUUUCAGUGUCUUUGUUUCCCUGCCCCAUAGGAGAAUGACUCAGGAACACUGGAUACCGUUGGAGCAGUUGUUGUUGACCAGGAAGGAAAUGUCGCUGCUGCAGUGUCCAGUGGAGGCUUAGCCCUGAAGCACCCUGGACGAGUUGGUCAGGUAGGUCUUAGUAGGGUUUUCAUGUUGAGUUGCAUUUUACCCUAAGUGUUCCCAACUUGCUGUGAAAGAGAAAACUGGCUGGGUGACAUUCUUUACAACUUAGGAAAAGUAGUGUUUAUGAGAAAGCUGUGUUUUACGUGAUAAAUCAUUGUAAGUGGGAAUCAGCCAAAAGCUCGAUAUCAUAAGCAGAGUCAUAAUUUUGGGUAUGGGUUUAGGUUAAAAAAAAAGGUAAAGGACCCCUGGCAGUUAAGUCCAGUUGCAAACGACUCUAGGGUUGUGGUGCUCAUCUUGCUUUACUGGCCGAGGGAGCUGACGUUUGUCCGCAGACAUUUUUUCCGGGUCAUGUGGCCAGCAUGACUAAGCUGCUUCUGGCGAAACCAGAGCAGCGCACGGAAAUGCCAUUUACCUUCCUGCCAGAGCGGUACCUAUUUAUCUACUUGCGCUUUGAUGUGCUUUCGAACUGUAGGUUCGAACCGAACAACGGGAGCUCACCCCGUUGCGGGGAUUCGAACUGCCGUCCUUCCAGUCGGCAAGCCCUAGGCUCAGUGGUUUAGACCACAGCGCCACCCAUGUCCCGAGGGUAUGGGUCUAGGGUACAUAAAAAACUGCGUUUUGCUGAUUGAGAUGUUCCACAUUCCACUGCUGUCUGAAGUAUGGUUGGUAGCUACAUGGAACAGGGCUUUCUUGACCAUAACACCCAGAGUUCCUCUUCUGGAAAGUAUGCUGACAGCAGGUCUUGCAGAACGCACAGUUAAGAUGGUCUCUGGCCCCUUCAGCAUCAUCUUUUAUAAUUGGAGUAAGUCAGCUGGAAAUAGGCCAGCAAAGCAGGGAGCAGGACUUGCAGAGAAGGAAACCACAGAGACCAGCCGCAACGGUAUCAAUUUGUGUAUUUAAAAAAAAGCAAGCAGCAAAACCACCUUAAACACAUUAUUGGUAAUAGUAUUCCAGAACUCCCAAUCUUCCACGUGUUAGGUCGUUGCUUUAUCUAACUAGAUGUCCAGACUAGGAGCACAGAGAAGCGAAGGCAGCUGGAUGAUGGUGGUGAAAGCUUCACACUGCUCCUUCAACUACUUCACAGGCUUUUAUCCUAGGAGUGACCAUGUGCCAAGAGUUCUUACACUUUGCUUAGUCUCUUGAUAUGUGGCAUUAGACUGAUUUCUUGAUUGCAGACAUUAUCUUGGAUUAGAAGACCUUUUAUUGAUAUGUAACUACAGGUCAUAAACUUUUGGCCUGAUCAGAGUGCCUCUAGGCAAAUGGACACAAGCACCCUAGAACAUGCCAUUUCAUCGUCCAAGGAAUGUUCUUUUCCUUUGAUCUGAUUGUUUUGCUUAAAGGCAAAGUCCUAUUUAUUUGAGAGCACCUUUAGCAGCUACAAUUACUUCCCCUCUUUGGCUCUUGCAGAGCCCACUUUUGUUCGAAAUCAUUUGCCUUUCUCAUUCAUACAGUUUAUAAUUCAUUACAUUUAAAACAGUAAUAGUACAAAGUAGGUCGAAACCUUCAUAAAAAUACUCAAGUGUAUUCAUAAAAUUUUCAGAUUCUCAUUUUGCAAAAUCAUAUCUGACUUACUGCACAUUUAAAUGGGUCUAGAUAAUCAGUAUCAUUUUUAGAGUUCCUGGAGCUGUCCAGCAACCAACUGCUUGAGCAUCUUGCUCAGAAAGGGUGUUUGUGAUCACCCUAUAAUGAUUACAUUUUUCAAGGUUUGGAGAGACCUCUUUUAGGAGUGGUCUCUUAACUGCUUAUUUCAGGGUGCCAGGGAUACCCUCUUUCUCUCUAAGAUAUUUAUCACUCCCUAGAUCCAGUGUUCGCAAUUCCCAUUGUUCUAGGCAUUUUGCGACAAGGAAUUUCAUUAGCGUGAGCAGUUUCUGAGCUCUGGGCGCAGUACUGCACCUAAGAUUUCAGAUUAAAACUGUAGAGUGCAAGGAAAGAGGACCUUUUUCUGCCUUCCCACUUCCAGCUACUCUCUGAAGACUGGAGAAGAGGCCCUCUUUUAAAAAUUAGGCGGGUGGGCAGGGGAAGGACUAGAACAUGUGAAAAUAAUAAUUUAGCUGCAGUUCAUUCAUUUUCAGCUUUGUAUUCUUGUUAUAAGAAAGCAUGCCUAGACAUUCCGUUGUUUUUCCUAUAACCUAGGUUUAAGGUGCCAUUUAGCUCCUAGCUUUCGUAUCUCAGUUUCUAACACUGCCUGGAUCCAACUAGUUAAUCCCCCUCUGCUAGCUGCAUGAGGAGAGAAGUGUUCUGGAUACCUCCCUGGAUUGAAGUGCCAAACUAGUGGCAUCCAUGUCAAGUUGAAUGCAAAGUACUUAGCAAACAUGUUACAGCGUGCCCUUGAGGGUACUUUCACAUUUCUAUGUAGGCCAAGCUGGAGAAACCCCCAGACCUCCUGGAAAAAGCACUACAAGAUGGCAUGCUGAACAUGCAGUAAUGACAGGGAAGUAUGGUUUGUACACUGUCUUCACCACUGUUACCAUGUAGGCUUGGUAAUGGGUUCUCAUCUGUAUACUAUGGACCUAACAUAGAAUCAUCCACCACUUGCUUGCAUUGGACUGAGAUCAUUAUGUCUAAAAUGGGCCGUCCAUUUGAAUCACAUGGAUGAAAGACCUGACUAUACAAUUCUUACCAAUAUAGAGGUAUAUGGCACCUUUUGCAGAUGAACAAAGGAAAUGAUUCUUUACCCAAAAGUUUUACUUGGUGUAAAGGGGCAAAUAGUUACCUCUCUUUUGUAAAUCCUCCUUCUUCUUCUGUCAGGCAGCUCUUUACGGAUGUGGGUGCUGGGCUGAAAACUUGGGAAUUCAGAACCCUUACUCUACAGCUGUGAGUACCUCAGGUAUUUGCUGUUCUUACAAAUAUUUCACCGGAACUUAUUUUCCUUCUAUAUACAGUUUUUUGAAAUAUAUUCUUAUGGAUGGACCUAUAUGAAGUACUGGAAUAGAUUCUACUGUUUCCAUUAUCUUACUUAUUCAGAUUCACAUUAAUGGGAAGAUGAUGCUGUUACCAUAAUCAUAAAUGUGCAGAUUAACUUUGAUAUACAGAUACAUGCAAAAUGCAGCAAAAAUCAUGCUUGCUCCAGAUUAAAGAAUAAAUAGUUAUGAAACAUUUAUCUGUGCAUUUAACGACGCAAAACUAAAUGAUGGUUUAGUAUUGCACGAGCAAGCCUUGGACUUUUGUGCUCCCCCUUCACUUCUUUUCCAGUGCAGCCAUGAGAGGGAGAUUGGAAGCUCACGUUUUCUGUAUAUCACUUAUUUCCAAACCCCUAAUUAGUUAGCCUUGAUUUAGUUGUAAUUUUAAACCAUGGUUUAAACCAUGGUUUGAAGCGGCUUUAUCAAGAUAUGAGUACCAGCACUUCAUGUUUUACACACACAAAUAGAGGGGGGAGGCACUGACUAUACCAAUGGUUGCUAAUAAACUCAUUUCAAAAUUUGGAGGUGUUGUAAUGGAAAAUUAACUUUGGCUUUAUCUUCCUUGAACUGCUGUUGAGAAGUAACUUGUUUUAAGGAGCCUCGUGGAAUUUAUAUUCUUUAUGUAAGCAUUAAUACUUAUGCAAAGAAAGGGGUGCCUAGUGAGCGCUUGUUAUAUCUCGAUGGGAAUUCUAUUCUGUAGAAUAGGGGCAGCCACACUAAAAACCCUGCUCCAAGUUACUGCAGAGUGGGCUUCUGAGAUCUUUGGAAUUUGCAGGAGAAACUGCCCUGUAGGUUGCAGCAAUCUGCUUUGCAUAUGCAGUCUAUGUUGUUAGAAAUCCUGAACAAGGCUAGUCAUAGAUUUUCAUUUAAAAUGUAGUUGUAGUAGGGGUUUUUUUUUGGGGGGGGGGUAGAAAGCAAAUUGUGCCUUCUUUCCACUACUGUAGUAUUACUGUAGUAACACCAUCUCAUACUCUAAAUAUCUUGCCUCUCUCUUGCUUCCUUUUCUUCACUCCUUACUAUCAUAUUGUAGAGUUUAAACUUGUCAAGACAGUGACCUGUCUUUUCCCCCUACUGCUCUAUGUUGCAUAAAUCAUAAUGAUUGGUAUAACCCUUCUGUUAGCUCCUGACAAUCAAGUAAAAUAACAAUUGAUUUAUCUAAAUCAUGCUACCAGAGUUUCUUUCUACCUACCAGAGUCUUUAAGCCAUGCUUGUUCCUAAUUGCAUUAUUCAAAAAAUUAUUUUUCAACAAUGUUGAAAUCUCUUCAAAAUAGGUUUGCAUCUACAGUAUUAUAUGUAUAUAUAGAGAGAGAAGGAGAGAGUUUUAUCAAGAAUUGUUCCUUGAAAACAGCAGGGAGAAUAGGGAGAUACUAUAGUAUGUACACGUAUGUAGUUUUAUUUAUGUAUUAUUUACUAUUUAUCAUUGUGACUUAAAAUGCUACGUUGAGAAACUCUUUUCAAAAUACUACAUAGCAAGUUUUGAUAUACUAAUGAGUGCCACCUCUGAAGUAGUAUACAAUGCUGAUUGUUUUUUUUUAUAGUGUUGCGUAGCAGAUAACAAUUUUAAUGUCUUUGUGUGCAGUUCUGUUUUUGUUUAGAUUCCAGAGCUGUUUUGCUAUUGCGGCAAGAGUAUCUAACAAUAGCUCACGAGCUAUUAACGUGCUGCCUGACUUUCUCCCUCAUAGCCUUUUGCAUAUGGCUUGCAGAAAGAGGGCUUGGGUUUUCAUUUCUCCCUCCGUUCAAUAGGAGUUGCUUUCAUGUUUGAAAAUUGAAAACGUGUGUGUUUCAGUGUGGUGUAUGAAUGUGGGUGCCCUCUGACACACCUGCUUCUAAUUUCCUGACUUGAAAGGAAAGCCCAUCAAAAGAAGCAGAAAACCGUUUCUGUGACAUGCUGCUCUGAAACCCUUUUGCUUUACAGAAGUUCUUUGCUAUGCCAUCUUUAUUCCAUUGCUAGAUGACUCUGAGGUGCAGGGCUGGAAUAAUAAGUAAUGUUUUACUUUAUCCUAUGCUGAGGUUUUUUUUAAGGCUCUUGUUGUGGUUACUUUAAAGUGCAGAAAUCUGCUUAGGGGGAGAGCAUGGUGUAGGUGCUGGGCUUUGUGACAAGCUCAAACGAGAAACAAUACAUAUGUUAGUAAAUGGUCAUGUAAACUGAUAAAGCGGGUUACACUGUUAACAGUUAAACUUUGCAUGUUUUCAGUGUUUCAUUGUAAAAUACCUGAAAUACUGCCAGAACUGAAUGGUGUGCCCUCUAUAAAUGAUUUCCUGGCUUAAUAAUGGCAAAGCAAAAGAUGUUAGAUACGUUUUGAGGACUACUGUAAUGUACACUGUGCCUGUAAAUGCUUCCUCCAACUUUGGAAGCAACUCAUUAUAAUGAGUAAAUGAGAACCAAACUCCACGUUAUGCAGGAGAUCCACAACGUUUUCUUUCCUCGCGUUGAAACCACACGGGGCUGCCAGUUUGACUAAAGUGGUGGCUGGGGGAGGAGGUGUUGAAUGCUCUCUCUCUCUCUCUCUCUCUCACUUAUCUGCUGCUUGCCCCGUGAGGGAAAUACGAAAUCAUCUGGAGAAGUUUGAAUAUACCUAAUAGUUACUUGUUUUCUGAAAUGUACACAGUAAAGUGGCCAAUAAAUCCAACAGAUUAAAAAAACCCAAUUGUGGCCUAAAAUGUUCUGCAUUUGUGGGAUGCCUCAAGUAAAUAAAGCUCAGAGGCAGAUAGUAGAAGAGGUGGCAUUGCCCUGAUCUAAGGCUGUGUGUCAUGAGCUUUCCAGUGAUACUUUGCUGGGCUAGUGUGGCAUAGAUUAUGUACUGAAGUAAUAAUAAUUUAAUUUUAUAUCCCUAUCAAAGGAGCCCAGGGCAGUGAACAACAAGCAAAUACAGUCGUACCUCGGAAGUUGAACAGAAUCCGUUCCGGAAGUCUGUUUGACUUCAGAAAUGUUUGACUUCCAAAGUGUGGCUUCUAAUUGGCUGUAGGAAGCUCCUGCAGCCAAUCAGAAGCCCCGCUGGACGUUCAGCUUCCAAAAGAACGUUCAAAAACCAGAACACUCACUUCUGGGUUUGUGCUGUUCAGGAGCUGGAAUGUUCGACUCCCAAGGCGUUUGGGAGCUGAGGUACGACCGUAAAAUCAUUAAAAUUCCAGUACAGAUCCAGAAUGAGAAAGGUCUCACCUUAAAUGGCUUGCUAGAAGAAGAAGGUCUUCAGUAGGUGCUGAAAAGACAACAAACGAUGCCUUGUCUAAAAUUGAAAAGGGAGGAAUUUCCAAAGGGUAGUUGCGAUGAUAUUAAAUGCCUGAUUCUUACAUGGUGUGAAAUGGAUCUCCUGAUAAUAAGGUAUCUGUAGAAGACUGCAGAGUGCAGUGACCAACUGAAUUUAUAAGGGGUGAGACAAUCCUUCAGGUAUUGACAUUGCACAUAGUGCACAGAAACACCUCACAGCAAAAUUAUUCAUUUGCAGUGCAGAGAAAAAAAAUCCAAGCAAACCUUCCAUAUUACUUGGAGGUAGGAUGUUCAGAUGAAAACAGGCAUGGCAACUGCGUGACAUAUUCACCUGCUGAAAUUCCCUCUUCUACACAACCCUUAAAGAUGCAGCAGCCCUGUCCUCUUUUUCAUAUGGCCAUCCUCUUUGAAGGUAAUGUAACUUUCAGCACAAUCCUAACCAUUUUUAAAAAGAAAAUCCCAUUAUGGUAUGUGUGUCUAGGAUUGCAGCCUUUGCCAAACAGUCCUAACACUGGCAAGUUGACAGGCCAAAUUCUGAAUUCACAGGUUUUGCUGAAAGGAUUGAAGUGAGAGGAAAUAUAUGGUGUAAACCAACCCAGAGCACUUGAAAUCUAGAGGGGAGGGGAGGAAAGAAAGCCAGGUAAAAAUAAACUGUUUUGAGCAACCUGAAUACAUCUCAUUCAGAUACCAUUCCAAAAGCAUCUGAUCACUUUCAAAUCUGGGUAACUUCUCUUGGUGGUUUCUUGUCCUUUAUGUAUACCUUAUGGUCAUAUCUGGAAGGACUUCCAGAGUCUUUCUCUGGAAUUGUGCAAGCCCUUCACAUUGAAUCCAUUUUAAUGGCUAGAAGUAAGUUGGAACAGUGAAUUUUUGGCUGAAUUUAUGGGGAUUAAACAAUCUUGGUGUGUGUUCUCCUUUUAGCCCAGUAUAUUAUGAGCCAAAUUAACUUAAAGGCGUGUUUCUUUUCUCUCUCUUUUGUCCCUUGCCAAAUAAAAAUAUUUUCCUAACAUAUUAGUGCAGUACUGUAUUGAAAGUAGACAAUCCAGUUCUGCAGACGCUUUGGGGUACUGGUGGCGGCUCACACAACUGAAUUAUUCUGCAUGCAAAAAUGAUGUCUUGGAAGUCUAGACUAGAACCCUAGUUUUAUGUGUGGAGAGAGUUCAGUUACGUGAGCCCGCUGCACUGAAGUGGUAUAGUUAAGACACAGGUUUGGUUCAAUCUGAGAGCGAGGCCAGUAUUUAGAGACACUCCUGUGUUGCAUGUGUAAUAGAAAUAAGCCGUCAUGCAAGGUUUAUUUUCGUUUUCAAAGCAUAGAAGUUAAGUCAUAGCUCAGGUAGAGCAUUUACGAGGGAGGAAGCCACAACACGUGUGUUUUCUGUGGCACACAGUUUUUCUUUGUCAGCCGUACAUUUAUGGAUAGAAUGCGCAAAAAUGAUCAGCAUAAAAGAGCUUUCUGCUCAUCUACCAUCGGCUGGUAAAGUCAGAGGGUGUGUCUUUGCUGCCUGGCUGUGUUCUGGAGUUCCUUGAAGUCUGCCAACAAACUUGGAGGUGAAAAGGACUGGGUGUAUUACAGCUGGCAAACUCUUACAGCCGAAUCCAAGGUUUGCGGCUGACUAAAUUUCUGGGAUCCUGUCUGUUCCAUUCAAUUUGAGAAACAGGUUCACCGUUACUCUGUCUGAGCCCAUUGUAGCACAGUUAUCUCCACAAGCACUAUGUUAGUCAGCUAUCGUUGUUACCUGUUACCUUUUUCAUGCUGAAAAAGAUCUGCCACCUUGAAUGAAGCCUCUGUCCUGAGAAUGGCAUUGGGAAUAAAGUUAAUUAGGAGCAUCUGUGGUCUUAAAAAUCACAGAAAUCAUAACUAAAUAUAUUGAAAUGACAAAGCAAAGGUGCUUGCUGGUGUGCUUGAGUCAGACACCAUUCUGGAAAAUGUUCUGCCCUACUUUCAUUAAAGUACAGUGGUAUCUCGGGUUACAAACGCUUCGGGUUACGCUUUUUCAGGUUGUGGACCGCAGGAACCCGGAAGUACCGGAAAGGGUUACUUCAGGUUUCGCCGCUCGUGCAUGAGCAUAAGUGUUAAAUCACGUCACGUGCGUGCGCAGGUGCAGCGCUGCAGGUUAUGAAUGCUUCGGGAUCACGUCCGCAACCCGAGGUUCCACUGUACAGACCUAGGGUGUAGCUUUUUAACCCUUUAAAAUGGAAAUAGGAGGGUUUUCCAGUUAAUGGCUUUCCUGGCAUCUGGUUGAGGUGAGUGAGGAGAGAAAUGUUGCCUUAAACUUAGUUAUACUGGCUCUUAACCAAUCCCCCUAACCAAUCUGUGAAAAUUCUGACAUCAAAAGGUUUCUGUAUUUCUAAAACUGGUAUAUCUUUAACUGAUGCACAACUAUGUGCUUCCUUGAGUGUCUGUAUAAAUUGGACUUGACAGUUAAUCGAUAAAAAAGGUCUUAACUUGAGGUUAGGGAAGGCAUGGAUGAGAGAAGGGUUAUCAAACACUUUGUACGUUGACACUUGAGGCCUAAAUAAGUAGGCGUUUUCUUGAAAGUAAGCCUGUUGGGUUGUACUUGACACAACAGCCUUCACUGUGCUGUGGAAUCCUAAGUCAUUGUGAAAUACGAGUUAAUACAGAAUAAAACUGAUGCCUUCACUUUUUAAAUGUUUUCUUUUCCUUUGCAUUAUUUUCCUGCUUUGUUCAUAUGUCUUAACUUUCCGAAAUCUUUCUUGGGAUUUGCGCAGAGACAAGAUUGCAAUGAUUUGCCCCCAAAAUUUGUGUUUAGUGCUUUCCCCAAUCAUACAAAUAUAGGUUAACCAUGCUUGUUAAUGUUUUGUGUAGGUUGUGGGGAGCACCUUGUACGGACCUUAUUGGCCAGAGAAUGUUCGUGUGCUUUGCAAAAUGAAGAUGCUCAUCAGGCUCUACUAGAAACUAUGCAAAACAAGUUUAUUAGUAAGUACAAGAUUUGUUAGCAGAUCUCUGAAGAGGCUAAGAGCUGGUGUCUGUCUACUUCUCUUCUGAUCCUCCCCAAAGUGACACUUGUACCAGUGUUCCACUUCACAAACUUCCUAGCGUUGCUUCAAGUGGGUAUUCUUAGAAUGUCCCCAUGCUCCCUUAAACACCAAGAAGCCAGUGUUUCAGAGUGCUGGUUAUUGGCAUUAAUGGAGUUCACCUUCUGUGUUAGAUGGAGACAGGUGUUGCUUCACAUCUGCAGAGCAAGCAGUUUCACUUAAACCUUUUACUCUGCACAGGCAGUUUUUAGUAAAUGUUUUAUAGAGCAAGUGAGGUGAGUCUUGCCAGAGGUGUAGCCAUGUUGUGCUGUUGUUGCAGCAAAAAAAAUGAGGCUUGUGACACUGGGAAGAGUAACACCUUGAUUAGAGCUUUAGCUUUUGGGGACUAAUACCUGCUCAAUGCAAUGCAGUCUAGUCUAUUUGGUGGGGGGGUUGAACUUCAGAGUUCCAGAAGACUCUGUUGUUUUUGUCUUAAGCCUGUUGCAGCAGAAAUAGUUUUGGUAUGUUAGGGGGUCUUGUGACACGAGCCGAUAGUUAUAGUGUGUAUAACACACACAUGAAAUAAUUCAGGGUAUAAAAGAGAGAUAUAAAUAGGCAAUAUUGAGGAACAUCUUGGUGGCUUUUGUGUUUCCUACUUUUUUUACUUCAAUACCUUUUCUUCUGUGCUAUCCUUCUGAUUCUUUGAUCCCACCUGCUUUGUUGUGUUGAUGUUUGAAAAUGAAAAUGUGUAGGUGGUUGAAUGUGUAAGAGGUUCGCAACAAAAUCCUAAGCCCUUAAUAGAAAUGGAAUUUUACCCAAAAGUUGUAACGGCUUAUGUUGAAGGGAUGUGUGCAUGUGUUGAAAAUAUGGAUUAAGAAUGUUUCUAUGAAACCAUUUCAACCAACUUCUCGUUGACUUAAACUAUUAGGACUACUAGUACUACUAUUUUCCGUUUGGGAUAGCUUGCUAAAUAUGGGCAACUUUUUCUGUUGAAAGUUUGCCAUUAGUUUUUAGGCAAGAAAAAGCCCUUUCAAGAAGUGACAGAAUGAGGAUUACUGAGUAGAUUUCUUGUCAUAGUAGCAGUGUUUGAAUUAGAAUGAUCUUGUUUUGGCUUGGCUCUCAUUAUUCCUGGAAAUACGUGUUUUAUUUAUGAUUAAAAGGACAUUAAUGCUCUUGUUUUAUGUGAGGGCUCCUAAAAAAGAAAUCUGCCUUCUUUGCAAAAUCUAAGAUAGCCCUAACCUCUAGUUUAUCUUCUGUCACAUUAGUCACCAAAACAAACAAUGAAAAAGUGAAUGGCUCUUUAACUUGAUUAAGACCUUGAUGUAAUUUUAACAACAUCCUGAAUAGUUUCCCUCCCCAGUAACUACUUCACAAAACACUACUGUAUUUUUAUAAGAAUGUUUAUGAAAGGGAUGUUUAGAGCCUUUUAAAGUACAACACAUGCCUUUCUGUGCUGAUAACCUUGUGUGAAGGUGGAGGGAGCCCUACUGUGUUUUAGCUGAAAUGUUGAAAGGGAACUUUUUAGAGACAGAAUAUUUCAGUGUUGGGUCCAAAGAAUCCUGAAACCCCAGCAUAUGGUUUGCUAAAAGCUGCCGUUUCUCGGAAUCGGCACAGCUAACUUUUUGCAAAAGUACACCUAAGAGGUUAUGCAAAAAUACUGGGCAUAUGCUGAAUAGCUCUUUUCUUAAAAACUUUCCUGCUGUUGAUUUUAAAUGAUACAAAAGUUUGCUUGAGGUGUAAUGUAUGAUGCAGGUUUUCCCUCUCCUAUGAAAUAACUGUGAAUAAAAUAGGCUAAUAGCCUUCUUAUGACAGUAUGACUUGUUCUCAAAUUUUUUUUUUUUUAAAAAAGUAGCAUGCUUUAUGGUAACAUUAAAAUGUCUACUAUAACAGUACAGAUCUUUAGAGAAAUAAUAGCUCGGCAAGAAAUAACUGAAAAGGAUAGUCAGAACUGAAAAUAUUAGCCUCAAGGGCAGCUGAAUACAGCUUUUUUCCACCACACUUCUGCUGAUGUUCCUUCUCCCCCCCCCCAACUUUUUUUCAUAAUUCAGAUAUCUACAGAGGCUUGGGAAGAUUUCUUCCCACUUAGGAAUACCUGACUUAACAUCUGGAUAUUUUUUUAAAAAAAAAAAAAGUGAUGGGCAGAAUUAGUGGCAGAUGGUCUUUUGUCAUCUGAUAUUUAUAGCAAGCACUGCGGAGGACAUAAAUGAUGAUUGAGUUAACAGUAGAGUACCUGGUUUGUUUAUUUUUUUUAUACAGAUAGUUUAAUGAAGAUGUAGGAUGAUGUACACAAUGGUCUGAUGCAGAGUGGAAAUGGUAUUCUGUAUACAUAAGCAUAUUUCAUAAAGAACAGUGGAUUUUAUAACUCGUCUAGUCCUUUCAAAUUCAGCCAAGUUUGUGGAAUGCAGCUUGUGGAAUGUUUAUCCUGUUUUGCAGGCAGGCAGAUUGGGAAGCUAACAAUGGAAAUAUGUGUAGAAUUGCAUGUAAAGUACUUUUAAACCUUUGGAAACCUGAUAGUGGUGUUUUUUCGUGUGUGUUUUUUAAUGCUUGCAUUGUUUUGCAAAGGGAGUAUUUAUUUGAAUCUUCUCCUUGCAGUUUUAUCAUUUUGUGGUGGCUGCUUCUGUGGCCAAAAAGGAUGCCCCACCUCCAGAAUGAAGCAGCUGUCUUGCUGUCCCCAUGGUAUCAUCAUUCAUCAGGCAUAGACAGAUGGAAGCGUUCUAAAUAGUCCUUUACCUUCAGAUAUACUUUUUUUUUAACCAAGAGAAGGAAGGAGGUCCCAUCAGCUAGCUCAUUGUUGAUGCCCCACCCUGUAAUUCUGUAUGGGAAGAAUCCAAAUUGCCCUAGAGAAGCAUUAAGGAGAGCAACAGACCUAUCAAAGGUCCAUAUAGUUUUGGGGUAGCAGCCUUUCCUUUUGGUUGAUGACAUCUAGCCAGGACACCCUCUCACAGAGCUACAGUUCCCAGCACUUUUAAGCUACAGUUCCUACAAUUCUUUGGGUGAAGCUACAAAUGUUAAAGUGGUAAAAGAUUGCUUUAAAUAAAUGGUGUGGGUGUUAGUCUAGGUCUGUCAAUCAAAACCUUCUUACUGGCUUUCUCUGCUGUCCUGAAGCGCUCACCCUGUUUCCUUUGUUGUACCACCUCCUUGAUGAUAUAAAAAAGGGGGAAAUGUUAACCAGUGGCGGGGAAAGUUAUUAUUAUUUGUUUCUGUGCAGGAUGCCUAAUUAACAGUAGCUAACAAGUGAGUUUGUUUUUGUUGAAGAAAAUGCUUUCAUUUCUUCAAUAUACUCUGAAAGUACAAAAUGAUUUUUAAAUUGUAAGUAUGGAACUUCAGGCAUACUGAAACAUGCAUGCAGAACCAAGUAUCCUUUCCAACAUUAUCAUGGGCACGCAAGCGAAUUGUUUUUUAAAAGGAAAAUGGAAAUUCCUUCAUCAUUUUUCUCCAUGAAACUCAUUAGCUAGCUUGAAGCCUUUUGAUUAUGGAACUUUAGAACCCUAUAAAGUCUAGUUUAAAAAGUACACUUUGUUUUCAGUUCUGACCUAGAAACAGUAACACAUGCAUUCACAUCAUUAACAUGGGAAGGAAAAACCUUUGAGUGGAGACCUGGCUGUUCCAGCCCCCACCUCGCCAAAGCGUACUGUGAAGUAGGUCUCAAAACCCUUGUUGCCAUGCAAGCGGAGCCAAAGGUCUAUUGAAUUUUUGGAUUGUUUCCAUCUAACUUGGUUUAAAAGCUGUUCUAAAAAACAAACAAAACAAAACCUUGGAAUCUGAUUGGUACCAAAGAAUUAUUGGCAUGAUCAUCUGUCUCCCUUGAGCAUAUGCCAUCUAAACCGUGCGUUGUCCCAACUAAAUAUUGCUGUUGCAUAAAGGCAAUAUUUUUGUGUGAUAAUUGAUAACAUUUAGCCAACCAUUUUUCUUUAAAAGAAAGUAUUUGUGUACACAGUUCUGUAGGAUGAAAACUAAACUGGUGAUCCGUAUAAAUUUAUUAGACUUACUUUUGGCAUUUGUUGCAUUACAGACACUGUAGAGGCUGUUGAAAACAUUUCCGAGCAGUUUCUAGCACAAAUACUGCUUUGCAGAUGUUAUAUUUGUACCUGUGCACAUACAGUAUAAUGUAUAGCCUUUAAGACUGACAACAGACACUGCAGAGAAGAAAAACACUUUUUCUUACGUAUCCAAUUUAAUAUUGCAGUAUGUUGAUCCACAUUCAUGUUUCAUAAAGUUAUGACAGAAAACUCAAUUUGUAUGUGAAUACAGGUGUCUCCCCACUUAUGCAGGGGUUACGUUCCCAGGUACUGCGGGUAUAUGUUAAAUAGUGGGGAACACCAUCUAAAAAGCCUGUAAACACCCUCUAAAAGCCUGGAACCUCAUGAAAAAACCCCUUUAAAAAGCAGCAGCACUUACCAGACUGGUGUGAAUGGAGGCUCUCAAUCUUCCUCCUCGCUGGAGAGGACAAUGUGGAAACAACGGCAAGGAGGGUGGGGUAGACUGGUACCCUGAAAGGCCUGGCUCUGAUUCAGAGGUAGACUUCCUAGUGCUUGGCUGUGGGUCAUUUUUGCAGUUUCCCUGCUCUUUUCGGACCAUUUUUGCCGUUUUUGUGCCUUUUUACAGUUUAAAUUGUUUGCUUUAUUUCCCAGCACUAUGCAUAUAGGCGGUCACACAUGAGUCAAAAUGUGCGUAAGUGAGGAGACGCCUGUAUUUAUCUGUGUGUGAGAAUAAUAAAACUAAAUGGGAUGGCAUGCAGUCUGUUCUUGAUGGUAGAUACCAAGGAGUCAAAUAGUACAAUAAAUUAACUGGUUUUAUGUGUGCACUGAUUGAUACAUGUAGACCAGCAUCAAACCUAAGAACUCAUUUUCUGAUAAUAUGAAGUGGAAACUAAUCAGGUGAAACAAAAUUCUGAUCUUGUUUCGACAGCUGUGCUGAUCCAUUGGGGUAGGGGGAUUAUUUUGGCUGCUAUCCUUUAGAGCUCCUUUAGGACUUGGAGAUGCCAUUAGGACUACUGGUUUGUUUUGCUUUUUUGCCGUCAAUUUUCUACCCUGCUUUUUGGCUCAAAUGAGUCCCCAAGAGAUGUUGCAUCUUUUUGAACCUUUGGGCACAUCAGAAAUUUUGAGAAUGCUGUGGGUAUCAGCAUCUCUUGCUUCUCUUCUCCCUCUUCCAGGUCAUUUCUCCUGUCCCCAGACUGAAAGCAUACACAGAUGAUUCGCAGUUACGAAAAGCAACAGUGGUACUCACUACUGAGGAGGGUGGCUGCCUUUUAAACUGAACACUGGCCUAUCUCUUCAGCAGCAUUAGCUGCUAUUAUGAAAAGUGUACAGAAAGUAAAAACUCUUGCCCUUCCAAGUUUAUGAGGUUCCUUUUUGGAUCAGAGCCUAGAUCUACUGCAUCCCUUCCUCCAGAAAAUAAUGUAAUCUUCUCAAUAAAAGUUUAGAGUUGGGUUCCCCCCCCCCCAACACAAAUCUGGGUAACAUUUCCCCUCUGACCACCCUGUUGAUGCAAAUCAUGGUUGCUGUUUACUAUGUGUGUGUAUUUUUGAGUAAAUCUUUAUUUAUGAACAGGCUUAGAUGUUACUAUGCAGCUUGAAAUGUAGUAGAAAUAUUUAUAUUUCAAACUUCAAAGUCUCAAAAUACUGCUAGUAAAAACUUCAGUGAAUUCGAAAAAAGGCGUGACAAGUAUUCUUGAACUGCUGUUCACUUUCCGCAUAGUACUACUGCUACUUCUUUUACUUGAUGGUCCUGGCUACAAGACCUUCCUAGUCACAAUUUAUAUUAGCAAAUACCCAAAUUCAGAAAGUGUCAAGAUGUUUCACAAAUGGAUUUUCCUUUAUUGACACCCCCUUUCCUUCCCAGGAAAGAGAUGGUGCGUCUCAAGUAAUUUCACAUGCGUGUAGGCGCACAUCACAUGGUACAUGUUUUCCCCUUACACAGUAAAGAUGCUUUGAUAUGGAAAUGACAUGUUGCAAAGUUUCCUUUAUUGCACUAGAAUAAGUAAGAAUGAGGUUAGGAACCAGGAAUUUCUUUAUUGAAUAUGAACCUAAUAAAAUUCAUGUAGUAAUUAACGUUACUCAGCUAUGUUAGUUAUUAAAUAGUUACGGUGGGGAAAUGUUGCUUUUAAAAAAGAAUUGGGAAUAACAUGUUUAAAAUUCAUUGCGUCCUAGAGCAUAAACAAAGGACUAGUAGUAACAUGAUAGAUGGCAAAGAGCACGAUAGCUUGGUUAUGUUAUCCAUUUAUAUGUCGGAAUUGUUAAUUAACGUUAAAAAUUGUAUUUGAAGUCUUCCUGUUUUUAGUAUUUAAAGCUUUCCCCAACCUGAUGCCCUCCAGACUUUGUUGGACUACAAUAUCCAUCCAUUCUGACCAAUGGUCAUCCUGGGGCAGAUGGGCAUUAUUCAAAAAUACGUUUUUGAAGGUGGGUGGAACCUGCAAUCUGUUUAGAUAAAUUUAAAUCUUCAGAAAUCCAGAAUGAAGGGAAAGCCCAUGAGCAGGCUGCUGCAGCCUUUCUCGAAAUUAUUGUAACCAGAGUAAGUUCCCUCUUUGGCUUUUGAGGAGGGGUGGGCAGGCAUAUUGAUUCAUAAAGCCGGCCGUAAAAAAAUUGUCCCUUGAAAAAGUCAGACAUGCCUGGGUAGUUCAGUUGGUUAGAGUGUGGUUCUGAUAACACCAAGGUUGCAGGUUCAAUCCCCGUAUGGGACAGAUACAUAGAUGAUCCUCAGGAUCACUUCCAACUCUACAGUUAUAUGAUUCUAUCACUGUGAAUCUCCUAGGUCUCUCAGAUACUUUUUGGGAAGGUUAGGGGGUUCCUGGGGUCUUUGUGUUCAUUUGAUAGAUCAUAUUUCCCACCCAUUUUUAAGGUCCCGGAGCCUGGAGUACUCCUUAUUUGUCAGGCCCGGCCUCAAAGUUCCUGUUUGUGAGCCAGGCUCACAUUGGUUCCUAGGUUCUGUUCAGCGGCUGAGUUUUUAUCUGUGAAAGGUAGCUUAUCAGUUAAACAUUUUGCCUCCUCAAAACAUUUGUGCUCCUCAAAAGUUAAGCACCGGUAUUGGAGAAACUAAUUGUAGCUGUUACUUGGAGUAGUAAUUAGCUCAUGGCUUUGUGAAAUAGAUUGAACUAUAUCCCUAAGAUUAACGUUAUGUUACCUUCAUAUCCUUAGCUACCCAGCUAUGUACUGCAGACAUAUCUUGCAGCAAUCAUGAAGCAAACAGUGCUUUCUCACAUUUUGGUGGUUCUAGCUAGAGGCUUGAAGUUUAAAAUCUCUCUCAUUCUUCCCGCAUGGUGAAGAGAUUGGCUCCAGUACAAGCACUGUUACCCAUGCAAAUAGCAGAGUUUGGGGGGCUGCUCCAGAUUAGAGUUGUAGCAGGGAGCAAAAGGUUAACGCCCACCUCCAAGUGCUUGCUUUUUUUAAAAAAAAGCCUGCACUCCCAGGCUAAACAUAUGACAGUCACUUGUAGUGUGGCCCUAAGUUUUCACUUUUUUGGUGUGGUAUAAAGCAAUCUUUCCAUGAGUGGAAGGACAUCUGUUGAUAGUGGUCCAUAAAGCAAGUAAAGUUAGUUGCACUUAAAGUCCCAUAGAAAUCAGUGGGACAAGCUAGUUAAACAACUUGAUUGGGCUGCCACCUAGAUUGAUGUUUCUAGCCUCACCCCACCCCACAAAAAAUUACGGUGUUAAUAUUUAGAGUGCUCAGGAUUUUACUUGACUAAUUGCUAAUUGAUUUGUGGAAUCUCAGGAACUUUUCUGCUAGAGUGUGACAGUCUGUGGAAUGGAUACCAAAAUCCUUGAGCACUUCUUUUGGGAUGGGUGUAGAGACUGAAUUCUGUUUCAGUCAGUGCUGCUGCUCAAGGCCUCUUGGCCUCCAGCAGCUUUUGCACAGGAUCUACAUUCAGUGUUUUGUACCAUCUUUGUGCAGAGUACUCAAAGACCUUAUGAUGAAAAAACACAUCUUUGUCCAAGGUUAAAAAAAAUUGUCAUAAACGUACGUUUUUUCAAGUAAAAAUAAAUGAAAUGGUUGUGUUUCACUGUUGUUGCUCAAUAUUUAGGGCAAUAAACAUUUAGCAAAUGUGUGAUCAAAGACUUUUUGGCCUUAACUAACUUGUUACAUUUGCAUUUAAUCUUGUGGCUUAAGAUGUUUAGGUCAUAUUUAAACCAUAAAAUACUUUCCACGUUCUGAAAGCGUAUGACAUUAAUUUCAAGUCACACAAAAGGGGAAUGCAUAAGUUUUAUUUGGCUAAUUUAAAAAUAAUUACAGCUUCUGGUAUAGCACCUUUUUUCAAAAAAGCAUGUUUUGAAUUUGAAAGGAAACAUUUGUCAGACAGUUGUUUUCUGCUCUCUUGCCAACGUUUCUGACAGGCUUCUCAGCUCGGAAAGCACAGGAUGCAAACAGCAAUGACUUUGGCCAGCUUUUUUUAGUAGUGGGUACUGCAACUCGUAGAAGUCCCAGUAAUUUAGGACCUGCUGUUUAUUGUCACUUCAGUGGUAGCGUGCUUAUUCUUCUUUGAAAACACAAGAAAAGAAUGUUUCAAAAUGCUUUGAAGAGUGGCUGAAAUGCUUCAAUCUGAGUGAGUGAUCCAUGCCUCUGGCAGUAUGGGAUGGGAUUCUGUAGGGAGCCCCUGGGCCUAAUGCUGUCUUCUAGGCCACUCCUCUGUCUGAGGCCAUACCCAUCAAUGGCCCUCCUCUAUGGCCUUAGGGCAACCCAGUCAGAUGGCUGGAAUGUGUGUUACUGCCAGUUGCUUGCCUGGGUGGAGAGAUGUGUGUGCAGAAACCUCUGACUUCUCUAUGGCUCGAAUGUGCUGUAUAGUACUCCUUGGUGUACAGAGGUUAAGAAUCUCCACCCACUUUUGUCUCUGGCUUUGCCCAGCACUUGCCUGCAGCCUCCAGAAGUUUGCCCAGGAGGAAAUGUGACCCUUGAGCUGGAAAAGAUUCCCCACCUCUGCUAUAGGGCUUAAUUGGAUCCUCCCUCCCUUUCCUAUAUGGUGCAGGGUAUACCGGAACACAAACAAGCUCUUAACUUUACAUGUGUACUGAGUAACCUGCACUGCACAACCUUGGACAGGAGUGAGGUGGUUGAUUCUACAUAUGGGAGACACAUGUUGGCCUCUAUGGGAAGAUAAUGACCGCAUGCAUUAGCAUGCGUCUUGCAGUAAACGCUCCUGGUUGAACAUGAAUUGUAUCUUUUAUCAUUUCCUCUAAUGAGAAAUGUAAUGGGCCUAAUUUGAUGUGAAGGACAGAGAAAUGGGACCACCAGCAGACAAGGGAGAUUUUUUAUUUUAUUUUUUGCAUACUCAAGUGAUUCCUCAGAUACACAGAAAAAUGCUACUUGUUUUAAAACAUAUGGAGGCAAAUUUGUACUAUAUAGUGCACUUUUUAAAAAUUGAUUUUCAUUGUUCUCCCCCCCCCCCCGCCCCAAAUUUCCACCCAGGUUCACCUUUUCUAGCCAACGAGGAUGGUGUUCUUGGAGGUGUGAUAGUUCUUCGAUCUUGUCGGUGUUCUGCAGAGUCGAACUCUCCACAGGAUAAGCAGUCUCUACUAGGUAAGUGUGCGAAGAAAGCCCUACUGAAUAUCUUAUUUUUAAGUUCUUUAAUUUAGAUAUAUUACAUUAACUACAGCUUGUGAGAGCUGGGGGAAGAUGAAUGGACGUCAACAAAUUACAACUCAUAUCAAUUAGUUAUAGCCCAUAAAGCUGUCUAGAUGUCAGAAUUUUACUAUUGGCUGUUUCCAGUUUCGUUCCUCCAUUUGCGGAAGACUGCUUGUUCCAUGAAAGGUUUCGAUGAGUGAAAGCAGGAAGAAAGCCGUUUUUGCCAAUUAUUCUUUUCUUACUCUGCCCCCUCCCUGCUUCGUGCUACCUUACAUUCUGUUUUCAAGGGUUCCCUGAGCCCCUGCAAUGGAAUGUGACUGGGAGAGUGCAGGGUGCUGCAGGGGAAAUUGGUGAAAAUUGCCUCUUCUAUUCACCAAAGACUGUGGGGGAUAGUAUGUGGCUAGGGUCUUCUACUAUGCUCUCCUGAAGGGAAGACAUGGAUAAUCCUAGCUAUCUGCCUGUAAUUUAGCAUGAUUUCUCUUGCUAUCUGUGAGCAUGGCUCUACAUGGGCUUUCUUUUACACUUAAUAAGUAAAGCAUUACUGUUGUGUUUAAACCCAUAGUAGAGUUCCUGUGGAGUCAUACAACAGAGAGCAUGUGUGUCGGGUAUAUGUCAGCACAGGAUGGCAAAGCUAAGGUAAGUCACAAAUAAUACUUAGCACAUGGGUAGGCAAACUAAGGCCCGGGGGCUGGAUCCUGCCCAAUCGCCUUCUAAAUCCGGCCUGCGGACGGUCCGGGAAUCAGCGUGUUUUUACAUGAGUAGAAUGUGUCCUUUUAUUUAAAAUGCAUCUCUGGGUUAUUUGUGGGGUCUGCCUGGUGUUUUUACAUGAGUAGAAUGUGUGCUUUUCUUUAAAAUCCAUCACUGGCUUAUUUGUGGGGCAUAGGAAUUUGUUCAUUUUAUUUUUUUUUCAAAAUAUAGUCCAGCCCUCCACAAGGUCUGAGGGAUAGUGGACCGGCCCCCUGCUGAAAAAGUUUACUGACCCCUGACUUAGUGUGUAAAAAAUUGUGGUUAUCUUGGGGUGUGUUUUCUCCCUAUCCUUUUCUUGUACCAAAACAAAAAUAAAGGAUGCUGAAGGGUUGUAAAUUUCCUGGUUGAAUUUGGAUUCUAUCUUUCCAUGUCCAUACCAAGCCUUGGCCCAGUUCAGAUAUCAUGGCCAUGCUAUUUGUUCAAUGAUCACAGGUGCUUAUUUGUGUUUAUGCACCAUCCCCUUUUCCUAAGUUGUUCAUACCAUAGGCCACAGGGUGCUCCCAAUUACUAAAUUAUGCUUGGCCAUGAUGUCUUAAGUGGGCUUCUUUCUGGCAUAGCAUACCUGAAAUAGUGACUAUAAGCAAUAGAAAAUGAAUAGUGUUCUUCUGCAAAUCCACUUUAAAAAAUAUUGGCAAGAGCAUUUCCUUUUGCUCCUUCUGCUUUGUCAAGUUGAAAGUUGCAUUCAGAUCUUUGACCUCUGAAUACUUUUGGGAUCAGAGUUAUGGAAUAAAGCAAAAGUAGAUGCACUGAUGAAGUGAAACUGAUGUAAAUAAGUUUCAAUGGCUUGUAAGAAGAUGGAAGUGGUGGGUGGAAAGUUAAGCCUGCCUCUGAGAAAGCUAAGGAACAAUAAGCCUGCCCAUUGAAUGGUCUAGAUACAAGCAACACAACUAUGUCUGGGUUGCUUUUUAAUCAGGUGUUUUCAGUGAGGAAGUAAAGUUAAAGAGACAGGUUUUCCUUUCAAGCUUUUAUUUUAACAAGUCAUAUUGCAAGCCAAACUAGUACAGUUCAGUUGCUGAUUUAGCCAUAUGUGAAUAUUUUAUGGCAUUGUAAAAAAAAAUACAAUAAAAAUAUUCCUUAUCAAAAGGAAUCUGCCGCUUUGAUGCCUUGCUCUUCUGGACUUGUGUUAUGACACUUGAUACAGAUUCAGAAAAAGAAGACAUGUCAAUCCUUCAGCUUGCACUCUGCGCCCUUGUUCCUUAUGACACCUCACAGUAUCCAGUUUCCUGCAUCCAAAUGUCUUUAUGCCAAGAAAAAUGGCUUAUCUCCCUAAUUCCCAGAGAGUCAGUAUUUUGGGAGAGAGGAGUGCUAGUGCUACUACUGCUUUAUUGCUAGGCAAGUUCAGUGUUAGAUUAGAAGUACUAAAAUCCUAAACUUUAUGUAGUACUAGGGAAGUAUGUGGCUUGAAGGCAGCCUAUGAGGCAUUGAUGCUAACAAGGCUAAUAGCUCAGUUUGCCCAGAGAUCUUUUCCUACUUGCAGAACCUCCAUUGGACAUCUGGUGUGCAUUGUUAUCAUACUGCUGGCAAAUUCUCCAGCUGGCAAUUUUGAUUGGGCUGACAGACACAGCUGCUCUUCUUGGUUCACUUUUAAAUUAUGCUUGUGACCUUCCUUUAGGAGAGUUAAUCCUUCUUUUUCUUUUGAGCCUAUGGCUGCAAAUGUUUUCCAGAAAGUAAACCGCAAAUGUCAUGACCACUUAACUGCUAAUGCUUAAGAAACCAACUGCUCUUGUAAAAGAUGGAUUUCUGUGUUCUUGGGAGUUGAGACAAACUUAAAGAUGGCAUGUAGAACUAAGAGAGUGCUUUUUUGUAUAAAACAAGGUGCUGGUACUCAUAUAUUGAUAAAAGUGCUGAGUGUGCCAGCAGAAAAUAGAUGCGAAACACGAGAAAAAAAAGAAGACCUGGUAUCUUAAAAUAAUAUUUGGUGUUUGCUAAAAGACUGUUCUUUUCUAUAUGUUGCCUGCUUAGUAUGCAAUGCCUUUGGCAUUAGAUGUAGUGCAUCUGAAAGAAGCUCUAGGAACUUCUGUUUUUAAGAAAAUAGGCAACAGAUUGUGCUACAAGAUCUUGUUGAUGGAUUUCCCUUUUAUUUGGAGGUUUGCCUUCAAGAAUAGCACUUGCCAUCAUGAGGUGUUUUUCCAUGGGCCUGCUCUCUCUCUCUCUCUCUCUCUCUCUCUCUCUCUCUCUCUCUCUCUUUUGACCAACCACCUAACAAUAGAAGCACCAGACCCAGCAGUUUGUCCAUUGGCUGCGGUUAGUUUUUGGGUUGGCUUAAUAGAAGUAGACAGCAAGAGCAGCCUGGCUGUAAAUGGCUAAUGAUCAAGGUUUCGAUUAAAAAAUAGUAGCUCUCUGAGCUUGUAACCACUCUCUUUUCCAGCAACUGUAUUUAGUCUGUCUUAAAAUACACUUUUGAGGAGGAAGAUGGGAAAUGGUUGGUUGGGAGGAAGCAACCCAUUUGCCUGUGGAAAUGUUAUUUUGGGCUACAGUUCAGUACAACUCGCUUUCGUGCCAUUUCUGUCCUUCGGGGCAACGCUUCCUAAAAUUAGCGCUGUGUUUCUUUGAAAACAGCAUUGAAAUAGGCAUUUGGAGAAGUCUCAUUCAGAUCGUCUUGGAGAUUAUAGAGAGGCAUAAGUGAGUGCCUGAGGGAAGCGUUCGUGGUGCAGUUUCACUGUGGGUUCAUGUAUGGGUGGUAGGAAGGCAAGUGCUUAUUAUUGUGGGGUGGGCUCUUGUUCCUUUUGUUAAAUGCUCUACGCGGUUGCCAAUAGCAGAAAUGCAAUCCCUCACUGUACUUUUUUGUGUGCUUGAUGGUGGACCUCACUCAGCUUCACCUAAGCUUUAACACAGGGGUCAGCAAACUUUUUCAGCAGGAGGCCAGUCCACUGUCCCUCAGACCUUGUGGGGGGCUGGACUAUAUGGGGUGGGGGGAAUGAACGAAUUCCUAUGCCCCACAAAUAACCCAGAGAUGCAUUUUAAAGAAAAGCACACAUUCUACUCAUGUAAAAACACACUGGUUCCUUGACCGUCCACAGGCCGGAUUUACAAGGCGAUUGGGCCGGAUCCAGACCCUGGGCCUUAGUUUGCCUACCCGUGCUUUAACACCUCCAAUCUGAUCUGAUGAGCAGUAAGCUCCACUUGUUGCCUUAGUGCUUCUUUCCAAGCUUGUUUACGUAGGACUGUAGCAUAUAUGUGUGUUUAAACUGUAGCCCUCUUGUUUGUUUGGAAAUAUCAGAGAUUUCUAAAACACAAUUUUAAGGAAGUACAGUUGGGGCGCUUCCUCAAAGUUCUUGCCGUGUAGACUGCUACUGUUCAGGUUUCCAUCCACUCUGUUACGCAUAAUCCCAAUGCUACUUUUCUCCCCAUCUCCUCAAUAGUCAGCAUUGUGAGAACACUAUGGUUUACUUCUCAUUGGGCUGGGUUUCUUGUAAGGGGCAUCCCUCUUUAAAGGUGACUGGGGGGUGCGGCGCUCAUCAAGCUUCAGGGCGAGGGAGCUGGCGUUUUUUCGUAGACAGCUUUCUGGGUCAUGUGGCCAGCAUGACUGAACUGAUUCUGGCACAACGGAACACCAUGAUGAAAACAGAGCGCACGGAAACACCAUUUACCUUCCCGCCACAGCAGUACCUAUUUAUCUACUUGCACUGGCGUGCUUUUGAGUUCCUAGGUUGGCAGAAGCUGGGAGCUUACCCCGCUGCGCAGAUUUGAACCACCGACCUUCUGAUCAGCAAACCCAAGAGGCUCAGUAGUUUAGACCACAGGGCAACCUGCUCUUGAAUAUAUAUAUUCUGUGUGAAGCAGACUGAGGUGGUUCUUUCUCUUCCAUUUUUAUAUAGAUGGCAUAUAGCUAUCAUUUCCUGGUUGUCAUCAACAAGACUUUUAUUUUAGUUUUUAUUUCCCAGAGAGGGGAGAGAGCUCUCCAUCGACAUAAAUGUAGAUAUUAAAUAUAUCCAUCUUCCUCUUCCAGCACUAUACUCUCGCUCUCUCCUUCCCACCCAGUUAUCAGUUUUUAAAAUCUCUUACUCAGUAUUCCAGGCUACUAAGUUAUUAUAGGGCUGUAUGGUGGGAGAGUUCGGGAGGGAAAAUGAAUUGGCCCCUUUAGGGUUUUUUUAGCAUCUUAUGAUUACCACGACUCUGCCAAUCUAGCAGUGGUGUGGUUUGGGCUUAUAGUGACCCUAAAGUAUGAGUAUGAGAAGAGUCGAACUGGUACUGGUGCCCUUUUCCUUCUCCCUCCUCAAAAAAUACCUUGGUGCUUGUUGAAAAUCUAAAAACAUCAGAAGCCAUGGCUUUGAGGUAUUUCUUUUUUUAAUAUGCAAAGCAAGUGUUCUGAAAAGAGACAGUAAUUUUAUCAUGCUGUGGAAUAGAACAGCUUCUUGACAUAGUAACACCUGCCACCUGUAGCUAAUUGGCUGGUAUCCAAGUAACACUUUUGUAAAUGCAUGUUCUCCAGAGAUGUUAGGACUCUGAAAUUUUGAUACAGUCAGAGUUGGAAUAUAAUCGAGACUCAGGUGAUUUAUGUUUUUAGUCAGUCUAGUAUGAAGUCUAAAUUUUGAAUACUCAGUCAGUGAAGACACUCCAAAUCCAUCUACCAAUUUUAAACCUAUUCCUUACACUUUGAAUUUGUGCCGCGAAGCCUGAAUCAUCCCCUAGGCCUGGCUUCUAUAUUUUAUUGCCAAAUGUACAUCUCUCUCCCCCCCCCCCCCAUUUUCUAAUAAUGGUAGAUUUAAAUUUUGGUCCAAAGAAAAAUAAAAGCCAAACUCAUAAACAAAAAUCUGUAUGCUGCAGUUUUUUCAGUGGAUGUUGGUGUGACGACCCCCGCCCACCCUCCAAAAGGAUUUUGCAAAUCAAGUAUUUUAUAUCAUUGACCAAUUCAAUGAGCAGCUGUAGUAUGCAUUCAGAAGCCAGAUGUGGGUGGAAUUCCCACAUCUGUCAGGGCCCCAGUAGUGUUUUGUUGCCACCUCUCAGCAGAUAGUAAUUGCCAGUUUUCAGAAUGAAGCCUUGCAUCGCCUCCUGGUUCCCUUCCCUUGAUGGCUGCCAUCAAGUGUAUUAAGGGCUGAAGCCACUGUAUGUACACAUGGCGGUUAAACGGGUGGAGGCUGGGAUAUCAUUUAAUACUGCAUUUAAUACCCCUUUCUCUGGCUCUGCAAGGAGGAGAGGGACUGUGAGUGUGUUGCGCAAGCAGGUGUCUGUGUGCAAAUGGGAUACAACCGUUAUUCCUGCUUAGGUUUGAGAAUGCUAACUGGGCAAAAUCAUACUUUUCACAACUGUUAGUAAUGCCAUUUCUGCCAUAUGGCAGCAGAACUGCUGAAAUAUGCAUGUACCACUGUGUAAUGUGUUCAUGCAGUAUUCCUUUCUUAUAGCUUGCUUUCUGUAUGAACAUAUUGUUUCAAACUAUUUAUGGUGUCCAUAAAUUAGCUAAUACUCAUUUAUGAAAAACUUCAUUGUCUAAAAAUUAAAAGGUUCCUAUGUCCUUUUGUGGGGGGGGGGCACAUGUGUUCCUUUGAUUUCAAGAUUUGGAAUAUACCCUGUGACCCAGUUAUACUGUUAAAAUGAUUGUGACUGCCUUGAGACAUACUGGUGACUUGUUUUAUUGAAGCUUUAAAGCAAGCAAAAUGGAUUUUUCAUUUCAACACUGUCCCUUGCAAUUCUAUCAACUUGUUUUAUAAAAUGAAAACAUUAGUAUAAUAUAUUACUUUCUUCCAAGGAGCUCAUACACUGUUCUUUUCUCUCUCCCCACUGCUUCCCCCCAAUUCUCACAACAAUUUUCUGUGUGUAUGACUGGCCCAUGUCCAUCCCUUGAGCUUCAUGGAUGAGUGGAAAUUUGAACUUGGGUCCUAGACUUGAUUGAUUUUGAUUGAUUGAUUGAUUAUAUUUCUAUGCCGCUUUUCAUUCACAUGAAUCACAAAGCUCCUUACAAGCAAUAAAUAACAAUAACAUAAUAGAACAUCACAAAUGCAACACAAAUCAUACAGAAUGGUUAACAAAUCAUCAGUAAAACAGUUAGCAAUCUAUAAAACAAUAUUUUAAAAAAUUAAAAAAAUAGAGAAAAAUUACAACAAAAGUCAUAUUGUAGGAUUCAGAAAGUACUACAGCAUUUGUAAUCUAUAAAACAACAUUAACAAAAUAGCAACCAAAAAAUAAACUAAGCACUGUUGAAUUCAUACAGGCACUUUCCACACCUCCAUGACUCAUAAUCUUUCACUCGAUUCAGUCCCUUAAAAGACACAUACACACAAUGCCCAUGGCAGCAGCUCUAACCACGUUAAGAGUGCAGAUGUAAUAGUCAUAGUGUGAAUUUGGCCGGAAGCAGGCUGCGUGACUAGCUAGGGAUCUGUUGAGGAGAAUAUUUGCUGAGCACAGACCUGUCCUCAGUUCAGCAGACUUUUCUUGAAGGCAGAGCCAAACCUGUGUAACGUAGUAAUCAAUCCAGACCUAUUUCUGUGACGUCUUCCCUGGUAUAUAAUUUGGAUCUCUGAUUAUCUGGAGUGACUUUCCUUCUUACUCGCCCAUUAGCAGACCAUAAAUCUAAAGCCCAUUGAUGUAUUUUAUGCCCAUAUUUCCACCUCUCUCCAAGUCCCCUAUUUUCAGCACAGUGGAAGCCAGAAAAAUGCUACUGAAAAAAAACUGCAGUUUUCCAGGAACUGAGUAAUAUAUUCUCCAAAUGUUCAUUGUGUUGAGACAUUGUUAGAUUCCUUUCCAACAUUAAGUGGAAUGUCUGGUUGUAAAGGUUGCUCUAUGCCAGAGGUAACCAAGAUGGUCUCCUCUAGAUGUUGGAUCCCAUUCAGCAUGGCCAAUGGUUAGGGAUAAUGGGUGUUGACAUCACACUGGCUGCCACUUGUAUACAGUGUUAGGUGGACAGUUUGAUAUAUGCCAGUAACUCUUAGAACUCACAACAAGCCUUCUCAAAAAACUGUCUUGAUUCAUUCAUGAGUGCAUUCAUAGGAAGACAUCCUUUGAAACGUUAGCGCUGAAUCAUCCAUUUUAAAAAAAUAUUCCUUUUGUGCAAAAGUAUAUAUUAGUAAUGCGCUAUUGCUGAUAUCCCGCCUCCUGAACCUUCAUGUUUGCUGAUUUUUAACCAAAAGCAUCCUAGUUUGUGUGCGAGAAGAGGGAUUGAGUUGUUUAGUACUUCACAUAAGUGUGUCAUAGCAUGAAAGAAAAGUGUAAAGGGUGACUGACUGUUGUGCUAAAAUAGCAAAGCACAGUUAGCAUAUUAAAGUAUAUUUAAUAAACUUAUUCCCAUGGUGCAUGUGCACAUCUGUGUAUGCACACAACACACACACACACACACACACACACACACACACACACACAUUGUGCCAUUGUAAUGAUGAGUGUUAAAAUAGGAUUAUAUAUUUCUAAUACAAGUUAAGCAUUUACUAAAGCAUAAAUCAGUUUUAUGUACCUUAUUUAAUAAUCACGUAUCUUGGACAUGUUAGUUUUUGGUUACAGUGGUACCUCAGGUUACGAACUUAAUUCAUUCCGGAGGUCCGUUCUUAACCCAAAACCGUUCUUAACCUGAGGCGCGCUUUCGCUAAUGGGGCCUCCCGCUGCCACCACGCGAUUUCCGUUCUCAGCCUGGGACAAAGUUUGCAACCCGGAGCAACUACUUCCGGGUUGGUGGAGUUCGUAACCCGAAGCUUUUGUAGCUCAAAGUAGUUGUAACCUGAGGUACCACUGUUCCUGAGGCUUCAUGUUAAUGAAUGAUAAUUUUGUUAUCUAUUUUUGUUUUGUCUUUUGUCUAGUGGCUUUUUUAAAUCAACCUGAAGUCUCACCAAUUUCUCUCUUGUUUCCUGAUUUCUCACCAAUUUCUUUGCAGACCCACAUUUCAAGACUUCCCCCUGGAGCUGUGGCGGGGCAGUCAGUGGCCAUUGAAGGAGGAGUCUGUCGACUGGAGAGCUCAGCAAGCUGA